AGCUUGUCCUUUAUCACUGGAAGACGGAAAAGAAGUUCCCCAUUUAAAGGUGAUUUAAACAAUUUCAACGACGUUUUUUGUCACGCUUUUUAUCAGCUCUCCCUAUUUCUCUAGCAUUAUAUCUAGUAAAAACGGUUUGCAAAUAACUUGUUGAAAUUAUUCGCAAAAGCAUUACAUUUAACUAAUUGCAACCCUCAACUUAGUACUAAUUACAAUGCUAACUGAUUACCGAUUACAAGACUAUAAACUAAACUAAAAUGCAUUUUUUUAAAAAAUAUCUAAAAGACGUGCGAUACAUUCUGACACUGUGGUCGUUAUAUGGUUAUCAAAUGUUAAGUUCGGAUCCAAAUUACUCCGAAAUCAGUCUCUCGCUGAUUGCAAUGGGGAGAUGUUCUUUCCCACCAAGGACAAAUGAAAUUCGUGGAGCUUAGAGGUCAUCUGUUGGCUCCCGAAAACAAUUAAUUUCGUCUUGUCUUGAUUCAUUAAUAGCCGAUUUCUGAAACACCAGUUGCGCACCUGCAGGAGAUCUUCAUUCACUUCUUGGACAAUCCGAUGAAAGUAGUGUAAACUGAAAGAAACAAACAAUUUUGUAUCGUCUAUAUAACAUUCUGUAGAUCUACCUUGAGGGGACGCAUCAUUCAAGUGGCGGUGGAUCAGAAACGGAACUAUGAAGUUGUUAAACUUGAUAUCUAUUUGAGUGGUAGCUGUUAAACCUUUUUGGCGUGCUGAUCGAGGCGUCAACGCUUUGUGUUUUAGGCUUGUUAUGUUUGUUAUCAGUCUAUAACUAUCCUAAUCUCUUCGGCAUUAUAUGAGUAGAAAUUAUUUACUCCUUUGGAAAUAACCUGAUGGUAUGUUUCUGAUAUUUUAAAGAUUACCUGGCAAGCUUGUCCUUUAUCACUGGAAGACGGAAAAGAAGUUCCCCAUUUAAAGGUGAUUUAAACAAUUUCAACGACGUUUUUUGUCACGCUUUUUAUCAGCUCUCCCUAUUUCUCUAGCAUCAUAUCUAGUAAAAACGGUUUGCAAAUAACUUGUUGAAAUUAUUCACAAAAGCAUUACAUUUAACUAAUUGCAACCCUCAACUUAGUACUAAUUACAAUGCUAACUGAUUAAUGAUUACAAGACUAUAAACUAAACUAAGAAGCAUUUUUUUAAAAAAAUAUCUAAAAGACGUGCGAUACAUUCUGACACUGUGGUCGUUAUAUGGUUAUCAAAUGUUAAGUUCGGGUCCAAAAUUUUUCCGAGAUCAGUCUCUCGCUGAUUGCACUCGGGAGAUGUUCUUUCCCACCAAGGACAAAUGAAAUUCGUGGAGCUUAGGGGUCAUCUGUUGGCUCCCGAAAACAAUUAAUUUCGUCUUGUCUUGAUUCAGUAAUAGCCGAUUUCCGAAGCACCAGUUGCGCACCUGCAGGAGAUCUUCAUUCAUUUCUUGGACAAUUCGAUGGGAGUCGUGUAAAUUGAAAGGAACAAACAAUUUUGAAUCGUCUACAUAACCUUGUCUAGAGCAAUGCCAUGAGUUUUGUGGGGGUCUCGAAUACUACCUGGAGGGACGCCACAUUCAAGUGGCGGUGGAUCAGAAACGGAACUAUGAAUUUGAACAACUUGAUAUCUAUUUGUGAGGUUGCGGUUAAACCUUCUUAUCGCACUGAUCUAGGCGUCAACACUUUGUAUUUUACGUAACAAUAUUUGAUGGUCAACGUUGUCGAAGGCUUUUGUUGUCCUUUUGUUUUGUGGUAAGCCAUUCCUGUGUUGUCAAACAGAUGCCAAACUGAUUACAAGCUACUCUCUCGCAAACCUUUGACGAUGCAGGUAGCAGGGAAAUUGGUCCUUUAUUGUUAAGAAGUUCGUGGUUGCCUUGGUUGGAAUAGGUGUAAUUUAGGCAGUUUCCAGACCUCUGGGAAUGUUGAAGAUAAAAGAGAAGCAUUAAUGACUGACGUGAUAAAAGGGAUUGUGAUCGGCAGGCUGUCCUUGUUUACAAUCAACAUAAUUAAAUGUAAAUUGCUCACUAGUAGGAAAACAUCUAGGAGUAAAAGCGCUUUCAUAAAGAACGAAGUUGUGCCCUUCAGCCAAAGAUUCGAUUUUGGAAUUAGUUGCAAAAGCCAGUUAGCGAUUUGUUUCAGUGUACUGUGCGUUUAAGAGAUUACAAUUUAAGUCCCCCGUUAUGUAUACAGGCUUGUCCAGAGAUAACGAGUAAAUCAAAUUGGCUGUCAAAUCGUCCUCCAAACAGGUUUAAUGAUCCUCUUCAAGCUUAUGCAAGAUUCCUGAAAAGUUUGCUAUUUUAUAUAACAAAUGUUUCUCAUUAAAAAGAAAAAGAGCACGACCUCAAGUUAUUAAGAAACGUUGGAUUAACUGCAGGUCUUGCCCAAUCUAUAAAGAAAAAGGAAAUGUAUAAACAGUUUCUUAAAGAUCCAGAUCAGGAAAGUGAACAGCUCUAUAAGAAGUAUGAAAACAAAUUGAGUCAUUUAUUAAGAAUCUCAAAACGUUAAAACUACGAAAAGAAACGAGAUAAUUAUUAAUCCCAUCCUAAAGGUACGUGGAGAAUACUCAAUGAGGUACUUAAUCGAAGAAAAAAUUAAUUAGAUCUUCCUUAUUCGUUUAUUAUGGGAAAUGUUGCGUGUGAAGUAAAUUCCUUGUUUCUUGAUUCCGCAUCUAGGCAGGAAAUAAUCAAUAUUUGCAAUCCUCUUCGGCACAGAGUUGUAGCUGGUUGUGAUAACGUCCCAAAUAAUUGACUUAAUUUCUGAUCCUCUUUAUCACAUAACAAAUCUUUCUAUUAGGUCAGGUGUUGUACCUGACUUGUUUAAAAUAGCGCGUGUAAUCCCGAUCUUUAAGAAUGGUGAUAAACAUGUUUUUUAGUAAUUAUAGACCCGUGGCCAUUCUACCGAUAUACGGGUAGUAUACAAUUGUCUUCUAAGCCUUUUAAAUAAGCUUAGUAUCUUGUCUAAAAAUCAGUUCGGAUUUAGGUAAAACCACUCGAUCUCUCUAGCACUUAUACAGUUAUAAGACAAAAUUCCACCAGCUGUUUUUAAUGGAGAUGAUACACUGUUGGUAUUUUUCUUGCCGUAUCUUAGGCUUUUGAUACAGUUAAUCAUGAAAUUAUACUAUUAAAAAUCGAACAUUAUGGAGUCCGUGGGACUGGUCAAGAUUGGUUUAAAAGUUAUCUUUUCAAGAGAAAAGAAUUUGUUCAAUACAAAGGUCAUUGUUCUUCUACCCAAUGUGUUAAUUGUGGCGUCCCACAUGUUUCUAUUCUUGGAUUUUCUUGUUUUAUAAUUAAUGUUAAUGAUAUUUUUGAUGUGUCGAAAGAAUUGGAAUUUAUUUCAUUUGCCGAUGAUACUAAUUUCUUCCUUUCUCAUAAAAAAAUUAAUUUUCUGAUACUGAAGGUGAAUUUUGAAUUGAUUAAGUUAACCUCUUGGUUCCAAACGAAUAGGCUGUCAAUUGAUAUCGAGAAAACCCAAGACAAAAGAGGCAAACGCUUGAUCAUUUAACAGUAGAGCUUUGUGAUUAUAUUUUAGCUCUGGAAAGUGAAACUGUUUUUCUAAGGGUGAUUUUGGAUGAGCGUCUGUCAUGGAAACCGCACAUUGCUUAUUUAGCUUCUAAAAUUUCCAGGUCUUUAGGUGUUAUCUCCAAGUCAAGCUUUUCCCUUUAUAAAUUUGCUUUGCCUACACUCCAUUUCUCCCUUGUCUAUCCCCAUUUGCAAUAUUGCGUAAGUGUUUGGGGAUCGACCUAUCCUUUUAAUUUAAAACGCCUCGUACAGCUGCAAAAACGAGCUAUUUGAAUCAUCCGUAAAUCUUGUUAUGAUGCUCAUACGGACCCAAAAAUGAUAUGUAUCUAGCAGAAAUACGUAAAAUAAUGUUUCAAUAUAAAACUGGGUUGUUACCAGAUAUAUUUAAUAACACGUUUAUUCCAAGGAAUCAGGUUCAUACUCAUGAUACCAAGAAUGAUAGUUCAGAACUAAGUGCUAAGCAUACCGAGCAAAAUCCUAGAGUCUUGUGUCACCGACUCUAUUGUAGAUCACGUCUUCACUAGCAAUCAGCUAGUAACUGAAUAUCAGUGGGCCUACCCUAAGGGCCACUCUACUGACUUGCUGUUAGCACAACUAAGAUAGACCUGGAGACGCGCCCUAGACUCCAACCUCGUCGUUAGCGUAUUAUUUAUUGACUUCUAAAAAGCUUUUGAGAGCAUUUCUCACAGAAUUUUAAUCCACAAAAUUGAGCAUAAUUACGGGAUCAAGGGGAACCUAUUUGACUGGGUAGGAGACUAUCUGAGUGAAAGAAACCAAUACACUGUUGUAAAUGGAGAACUUUUAGACCGAGCUUUCGUAACUUCUCGCGUCCCUCAAGACUCCGUGUUGGGACCAACACUUCUCGCCCUGUGCACCAGCGAUCUACCUGAGGAUGUUAUUUCUGCAUCUCUCUACAUGCAUGUAUGCUGACGACACGACCAUCUAUUGUGUAGGUGAGUCAGUAGACUCCGUCUCCUACAUGCUCAAUGUAAGAAAAAAAAUGCACUAAAGGAAUUACAAGACUGGAGUUUAAAGAACCACCUAGUACCUCACCCUAAAAAGUGUGAAGCAGUGAUGUUACUACGAGGUAGUUUUACUGGCCCGCUCAACGCUCUCAUACUGUGCAACCACAAGAUAAAAUGGGUGACCCACGCACGAUUGUUAGGCGUGACUAUCGAUAACAAACUUACAUGACCUCAGCGUAUUUUAGAAGUGAAGAAAAGUUUUGUUAACAAAUUAAACUUACUAAAGCGUAGUUCCUUUUUACCACGUAAUAUACUCUUAGACUUAUAUAUUGAGACGUUAAAGUCGUCUAGUGUAAAAACGGGACGCACAAAAGUAGACGACCUUAUUUAACAAGAACGCUCUUAGUAGCGUUGAGUCUCGCUUGCUGAGAUGAGUUGAGGAGAUGAGUUUUGUUGUCAAAGGCCCCGAUGCCGUUAUACUACUUUUUUGUUUGGAAUACAAAACGAGUGUUGUAUGUCAUAAUGUAUAUACUCAAAAAGUAAAAAUUGCAAGGAGAGACAGGCCGCACAUCUUAACCGCAAACCGGUGUGAAACCUUUGAAAACCUUCUACAUAUUGAUAUUACUCCAUUGAGGUGUACUCUUUCAGGGAUUCUACACUCGAAAAAUUAAACGAUGAUUUUUAUCGGUAUCAGGGGCCCAUGACACUGUCAGUAUAAAUAUACAUAGCUUCUUUGUACCGGACCAAGAUACGGCUCGGUACAGUAAUGUUCAGUACAGGAAAAAAGUGUAAGUUGAACAGAACCUUAUACAACAAACAGUUAAUUCAGUUCGCGCGUAUUCCUCUUGAAUUUGUUGUCUGUUUUAUAAGAUAUCAAUAUCGCAUGAAAGUAAUGACAUUUUCCAUAGCUGCUUAGUAUCUACUUUUAAUAUCUCCGUACAGUCUCAGAGUACAAUGUUUAGAGUUGUACACAGCAUGCAUUUUAGAUAGAUAGAUAGAUAGAUAGAUAGAUUGAUAGACUGAUAGAUAGAUAGAUAGAUAGAUUGAUAGAUAGAUAGAUAGAUAGAUAGAUAGACAGACAGACAGACAGACAGACAGAUAGAUAGAUAGAUAGAUAGAUAGAUAGAUAGAUAGAUAGAUAGAUAGAUAGAUAGAUAGAUAGAUAGAUAGAUAGAUAGUACAGCGAACGGGGUUAUGUUCUGUGAAAUUUAUCUACAGUCUGCGGCCCACAUCAUCACUGAUCCACGAUUUAUUUAUUUAUUUUAUUUUCAAGUCCUUUUUAACCAAUCCUUGAUCCCUGAUUUCUCGAUCCUCGAUCCUCGAUCCUGAGUUUCCAGUAAACCUUGAAGUUUUGCUCAUUAAGAUUAUUCUUUUUUUUUCGACCACUGAAGUGAUCAGUUGUUCCAAAAUAAUCAACGCUUUCAAGCCAUAGAAUUCUCGGACCAACCCGUUCCGGAAAAGCUCGAUAUGGGAUUUCUAUUAACUAUGGACAUGAAGUGCUGCAAGUAGAGUGUGAGGUUAGUCAAGUUCAAAGCUACCCGUACAAACACAUCCGUGACACGUUAGGGUGGAUUGCCACUGAUGCGUUUUUGGCUCCGCACGUUAACGCACGUAAAUUUUAAUCACGUAAAUCAAAUAGAGGUAAGAGAGGAUAGAGGUUACGCUUACAUAAUUGUACGUGCAGCCUUUCAUACAUUCCCUUUAUUUUAUUUGCGAACGCAAAUUUUACCCACGUGCGCACGUAAAAAUUACGUGACAGUGGAUUCUUCAUAUCUCAACUAUUCAUGAAGUGCAACACGACUUCACAUCGUAACAACUGCGAAAAUCUAUCAAUUAAAUACAUAAAACAAAGUGAAUCUAUUUAACCGUACAUUUCCUGUAAUUGCGACAGUAUUCUGAGAAACGUAACGCCUUAAAAAGCCACAAACUCCUGAGGAUUUCCCCGCUAUAAUAUUUUCUCAUCCUGCUUGGGGAUGUGCCUGCAUGUCGUGCAUAAUUACACGAAAAUCAAAGGCCUCUAUUCGAGGAAACAUGAUUACGUCAUUGCCAAACUUACAUGCGUCAUUUUAGUCAUCGCCGAAAUAAACUGCAUUCUCAUCACGAGACUCAUUUCCAUACAAUGAAAGUCGUCACGAUUCUUAUGCCCAGUUUCCACGGUCUUCGAUAAGAACGCGGGGCCUUCAAACUAGGUCCGACGAAAAAAAAAAAAUGACUGCAUUUUAAGAGUCUCGCUCUGCUCAAGCAAGCGAGACUAAAAAAGUAGAUUUUUCUGAAAAAAGGACUAGGCUCUACUCUCGGAAGACACUGGACACGAGUUAAAGGGACACCAAAAAUGAACUUCAAGCUCGCGAAAUGCGAACAAAUUGUUCAAACUGUAACAUGGCGGCGGCGGUACAACUUUUAAAGUCUAUUUCUCGCCGUCGCCAAGAAAGGCAUGACUUAGAAAUGCAGAUGUUGGUAACACAGAAAAGUGAAUCGAGAAAGCGAAAACCUCAGAUGAUGGAAGAUGAUGAGUGCAAGAGUGUCCAAAGUUAAUGCAAAUUCAGUUCGGUCGUCUGCGAGAACAGAUGCAAACUCCUUAAGUUCAUCCUCACUCCACUUUCUACCACAAGACUUCUUCAUGCUCUUCUUGGCCGCCAUGAUGUUUUGCACUCGUCCCAGUCGUCUCUGGACGAGUCGAGCAUAAAUGCGUCCUAGUUUACGACGUCCCGUCUUUAUACAAGACGACUUUAACGUCUGAGACGUUAAAGUCGUCUGUUAAGUGCGUCGUUCGGACACACUUAACAGAAGACGUUAAAGUCGUCUGCCUUAUUUACCGUUUUUAUAGUAGACGUUAAAGUCGUCUUAAGACGACUUUAACGUCUCAGACGACUUUAACGUCGCUAGCAUAAAAACGGCCAUUUACGGGAUGACUUGAGAAUAGAUAUUAUAGAAAAUGUGUGUUUAACUAGUAUUUAUCAUUCUCCUGUUUACCCAUAUCUCAUAUAUGAAUGCUUAUUAUGGGAAAAUAAUUAUAAUAAUCCAUUAUCACAGCUUAUACUUCUUCAAAAUAAAGCAGUUAGAAUAAUGAAUGACGUUCUUUUACGAGAUCAUAUCACCCCUCAUUAUGUUCAUCUACAGCUGUAGGUUUAUUAAUAUUUCGUGAUAUUGUCAAAAUUUACAAUUGUUUGUUUUUGUAUGAUCAUCUCUCUGAUAGUAAGCCGUGUAAUUUUAGAUUAUCUUUUGUAUCUUAGCAACAUAAUUAUUUACACGAAUUGCAUCUGCUCAGCAAUUACACAUUCCCUACUCAAGAAUUAAUAUUCGAGAGUUUUGCCCUACCGUCAUUGGAAAAUACUAUUGGAACGAUCUCCCCCUUUCUAUUUGCAAUAAAUCAUCGAAAAUCCUGUUUAAAAAGGCACUUAAAAAAUAUUAUCUUGCUCAAUACUGACGUGUAGGUGUGUGUGUGUGUGUUUGUGUGUUUCAAUGAAUGACAAAACUAUAAUAGGAUAAAGUCAAUCUUGUUAAAGGGCCAUAAUUAGUCUUACUAUAAUGCGCCCUUCUCCGAUCUAAAUUUUCUUGCUGACAUUAUGUACACGUACUUUAAACAACCUUCUACUAAUUUAUUGUACAACGGAUUUAUUAUAUAUAGAACGGAGUAAAUAAAAAUACAAAUACAAAUCACGGUUUUCACAUGACGCCACCAAAAUUCAAAACAAAAAACUAUCGAUCAUACCGAGAUUUUACUUUCACGAUGCAUUAGCGCAGCUGAAAACUAAUUUUCAUUCAGAUCUUCGCUUCAAAAGGGCUCUUGGUUUUGUGAUAGAGUACGCUUGAAUUUCUAAGCCUUUGCGUGACGCGGCAGUUACAUGACGGCCAAGAGAGCUGUAGGUUAAAAAAAUGCCUUAUUUCAUGAUCAGGAAAUUUUGCUAUCUAAACAGUUCAUGUAUUACAAAAAGUAUUACUUUAAUGUUUAUUAGUUUCUCGAAGAAUAAAUUCACGCUUUUGCCGCAAAACUCGGUAACAGACGUUUCUGUUGGUUUCCUUCCGCCAUGUUGGAGCUCAUCGAGGUGAGCACCAGUACGGCGUCUCCGUACAAAUCUCUAUAAUUUUGGGUAAAACAUUUCUUCGGAUAUCUCGUAUACGAAAUAUUCCUCUGACCUGAAUCUUGGCGAGGGUCUUUGUAUAUGUACCUCCUUUCAUUUCCCAGAUUCUGGGCUUUAUCUAUUGAACGGUUUUUAUUUUUAUUUUGAUCUACUUGGAAUGGCGUGACACUGAAAACCAGCAAUAGAGCAUCUAUUGUGUGGGACCUUCUUACUACUGAUCUUGAAAAGACACCCAACGUUAAAAAUUACACUUGAAUGGCCUCUAAACCUGACAAUCUACGUAAUUUAGAUUUUCGGGCUGAAUCUCCACAAACAAUUCCUCACAAAAUUAAUGAUAAUUUUGUUGUAUUAUUAAGACGAUUUUAAUAUACUUUUUAUGCUUAAGGUUUAGUUAGGUUAAAUGCACGACCCUAUAAGCGGCAACGCUUUAAUCACCAUCGUGUUCAAAUAAGAGUUGAAGAACUAACAUAAGGCGCUUUUCAUUUCAAUACCAAGGUCCCUUGUAUUUUAAUUCACUUAGUCCAGACAUUCUAAGCUCAGUUAGUUUAUAAAAUUUUAAGAAAAAGCUGAAGAAACAUCCUUUUACUUAUCUUGUUCCUUUCCCUGAAUUCCACUUUAUCGGCUUUUUGGUUUGUUUUUAUUUAUUUCUUUAUUAUUUUUUUAAAUUACUAUGUUUUGAUUCCUUAUUUCAUCGUAUUAUCGUUACUCUGCCUUCGCCGUUCACUUUAAUUAAUGUUAAGUCUAUCUUUUUUAAUUUAACAGGGAAAGUCCACGUUGUAUAACCCACAUGGUUUCUUUGGGUUUUCCUGUCAUUUUCUAACGAUUCUUGUAAUCUGUUUCUGUUAUAAUAAGGUGGCAAAAUACAUUUAAAAAAAGCGUCUUUAAGGAUGUGAGCUUACUCUUACGUUUCACCCAGGUUAAAAGUAGAUGUUCUGUGAAGCUCACUAAAAGAAGCAGCCUCAACAGACCUUUAUCUGCAGUGCUCCUAUGGGGUAAUUUCUUUCUACCGUCAUCAACUUUUCCCUCCUUUCUUUCAGUGCACUAAACUGAUUUCUACUUAAUUUGUGCCAUUUCGCUUGCUUUUCACCGAGUUACUUUGAUAACUCUUCUUUUUUGUUUGCCGCAAGAGUCAAUUGUGGUGUUGAGUCAAAAGGACAAGUAAAUUUUUCUGCAGAAUCUUGUUGGGCACAAAACACACUAAUAUCUCACUCAGUAUAACGUCUAAGGGAGACAAAUAAAUUAUUGAAAGUUAAAUGGUUAUUAAAAGCUCUCAGUUGCAUAAAUUAAUAAUAGGGUAAGGGUCUCUGUAAGUGUCUCAUGUUUUAUUUUAUCAGGGGAUGAUUAUGUUGAAGUGCCCACUCUGUUACAAUAAACUGCAAAAUCUGCAGCCAGGACCUUAUGCACUAAUAAUUGAUAGGUUCUUUAGUAAAUGUGUCUUGUAAUGCCAUUCUGUAAGACUAUUUCUGUACUCUAGCUCGUUUUUUUUUUUUGUUUUGUUUUGUUUUUGUUUUUUUGUAAUUCUCACCUAUCCGCAUAUUUUAUGUAGCUUACUUUAAUAUAAUCUUCAUAGCUUCUUUUAAUCUAAUAUUUACGACUGCUGUAACCUUUCCACUCUGCCCGCCUUGUCUAGCUCUGGCUAUUUGCGGGUCGAAAUGGCAAAACGAUGUGUGCAAAAAUAAAUAAAGUAUAAUAAAGUAUCAAUCAAACAGUCAAUCAAAAGCUUUGUUAGAGUGUCUAAGCUCAAGUGGUGCACUAAUCGGGGACAUCAAUGUUUGUAGUAGGUAGCCUGAUAAAUUCCUUAAGGGUGCAAUUCACUUCUAUUAAAUAUUAAGAGGGAGUCUCCCUAAAACCGGUCCACUGCGUUUCGGGUCGGAAAAUCGAUUUUUCCCUUUAAACUUUGCCCAUGAAUUUAUCUUGGUCCAAAAGUAAUUGACAACUGCAUUAGUUUUUGGAAAUAUUUCAAAACACAAUUUUUCGGGAGGAAAAUCACUUCAGCGCCCGGCGGCCAAAUUUUUUGCAGUGACAAAAAUACAAAUAGCGCGUAUUGCCGAGUUUACCACCUCAAAGUUUUUCACUUUCAACGGUUCUUUUCACUUCAUAGGAUUAAACUGGUUCUUAAAAUGCGUAAAGCACACGAUUUUGGUCCUUCAAAAGCAACUGAUAUGUACUAAAUAUUUUUUUGAUUUAUACCCACUUUGCUGUAGGUUUAAAAGGGCUCAAAAUGCAUAUUUUCAUCCUAUCACUGUGCAAAAUUCCCACAUCUUCUAAACAAUACAUCUUUUCAGACCAACAAAACGAAUGUCCAAAAACAUAGAGAGAUAAGAAUGUGUUGAGAUUUAAGCGAUUUAUCAGCAAAGCCGAUCGACGAAGUAUGCCUAUUUUCUGUUAUGACUGUUUAUAAUACACAAUGGAGGGUCUUAAUGCAAGGCCGCAAAUCAACACAAUCAACACAACACAGUGAAUAUCGCCGUUCUUGUACGUUUUUCAUCGUACUAACAGCUACCAACAUGGGAAACAAAGAUUUAGAUAAAAAACGACCGAGGAUAAGCAGCUCUGGCACCGACACGGAAUCCAUCGAAGCAGCCCAAGAUGGCGCCUACAUCAAAAUGACGCUAACAGAUUAUCAAAGUUUCUUAUUAAGACUUACAGCUAUCGAAGACAACACUAAAAUCCGCGAACAACGAACUCUUAAUCUGGAGGCUAGACUAGACGAAGCCCAAGUUGAAAUACAAGCCUUAAAGAAACAACUCCGUGAAGUCGAUAAGACAGUGAACAACACUAAAGAUUCCCUUGAGUUCACCCAAGGUGAGCAUGACGACCUUGUGGAACGCGUCGCGAACUGCGAAAACGAGCAGUCAACUUGUUGGGAUGAGCUGACUCAUUUAAACAUCUAUAGUCGUCGAUGGAAUCUAAUUUUCUACAGAGUCAAUGAGUCCAAAGACGAGGAUUGGUUCUCGCUGGUACGUGACGUCUUAACCCGAAAUUUAAACCUACCACAAGACGAAGUCUCGAAUAUGAAGCUUUGUGGGGCACACCGUCUUGGCAAGCCAAACAGAAACAGAGCCCGACCUCUCAUUGCUCGCUUCACGUGUCGUGCUGACAGAGAUCGUGUCUGGAAGGCUUGCUACAGGCUGAAAAACUCGCGUAUUUCAAUGGGUGAAGACCUACCGAAGCACAUACAAGAAAUCAGGAAAAACAUCCUUAUCCCUGCGAUGAAGAAGAUAAAACAAGAAACACCUAGCCACAAAGCUUCCGUCAUAGGAGAUAAGUUAGUUGUUAAGGAAAAGUUUAUUUUCAUUAUGACGUGCCGAAGAAAUGGCUCCCUGUCAACUCUUCAGUGAAUACCCAUGACGAUUAUGGCAAUGGUACAGCCGAACAGCAAGAACCACUGCAAAGUCAAGAAGAAUCCUCUGCUGUUAUGGUCCAAUCCAAAGAACUGCUUAGUCAAAGCGAAUAGGUGACGCUUUUUCUGUAAGUCCAAUCCUUUCACAAAACUUUGAAAUUAACUCUUAGUUGAAAAUCAGCUUUAUUUUUACUCCGUUGCUUCUUGCCUUUAAAAUCAUGCUCUAGUUUUGUGUUUCCAAAAACGAGGACUUAAUUUCGACCCUGAGAUGGAACUCGCUAUUUUCGUGCUUCCCUUACUGUAACCAAAUUUCCACUUGCACCUUUCAAAAUGGCAAAUCCGUUUAUUUUACAUUCAGAGUCAAAGUCGUUGUUAUUGUGGAUGCUUUCUACGUCCCUUGUUAUGCUACCCUCUCAAGUACGCCAAACCACUUUCGUAUGGUGCGUUCGAAGGCCUUUUUCAGCGCCUUUUUUAUUUUUGUGUUUAUGUUUCUUAAGUAAUGUUUGUCAAAGUCCUUUGAUAAUUUAUUUUAUUUCUACUAGAAGUUUGAACACUUUAAUCACCAAAACACUGCAUUCACAUUCACACUUCGGCCAAAAGACAGCUGUCAAAGUCCGCCGUUGCCAGCGCAAUUUUCUGACUUUUUCCCUUUGUCCCGUAGACGCCUUUAAAACCUAGUUUUAAAUUCCAGUCCUUAAACGUAAGAGGAUUGAAUAAGUCGAUCAAUCUUCCGUUGGUUACAUAAUCAAAAAUUCCAUUUCACAUUCUUUCAAGAAACCUACAGCUCUAAAGAAUGUGCCCAAUUUUGGGAAGCUGAAUGGGGUGGGAAGGUUUAUUUUAGUCACGGCAGUUCACACAGCAAAGGCGUCAUGACUCUCGUUAAUCCGAACUUAGAUGUCAAGGUCAAAAAAUGCAUCCAAGACACGAAUGGCAGGUUUCUUAUACUUGACCUAUUAAUUGAUGAGUUGCAUCUAAUUCUAGUGAAUAUUUAUGCCCCGAAUGACGCGAAACAGCAAGUCACGUUUUUUAAAGAGCUCGAAAAUCAGCUUGAAGAUUUUGCCCAAGAGAAUACUAUUAUCGCAGGUGACUUCAACUGCGCUCUUUCUGAAAAUGACAAAAAAGGUGGAAAUCCAGUUGGAAAAAAUCCAUAGUCAUUAAAGAAGUUCAGCAUCUUGCGAACCUCUAUAAUUUAACAAACAUUUGGCGCGAUCGCAAUCCGAACGACAACCGCUUCACUUGGAGAAACAAAUCGCUAAAAAUCCAAUGCCGACUAGACUUCUUUUUAAUUUCAAAAGAACUCAGCAGUGACACACAUGCUUGCAAUAUAAUUAACGCCCCUGAAACUGAUCACUCGGCUGUCACUUUACAUCUUAAGACAGAAGAUUUAUUGCAACCUAAAGUUCCUGGUUUUUGGAAAUUUAAUAAUACUCUAUUAGACGACGAAGACUUCACUUCCGCAAUCCGUGGAAGUCUACCGGAUUUCAAAGAUAAAUAUGCUGACCUGGAUGACUUAGGUCUAAAAUGGGACUUAAUUAAAAUGGAAAUUCGCGGAUUCACAUUCAAGUAUUCAAAAAUCAAAGCUAAGAACAAGAGGAAUGAAGAGGCUGCCCUUCAAAAUAAAGUUAAUGAACUUAUGCAAAAGUGUGAACAAAACCCUAGCGACAAAAGAAUAUUGAACGAGCUUUACGCGACAAAAUUGCGCCUUCAAACGAUCAUGCGACAAAAAACAAAAGGCGCCAUUCUUAGGAGCAAAGCUCGGUGGCAUGAGUUUGGUGAGCGAAAUUCCAAAUACUUCUUCAACCUGAAAAAACGAAAUCAUUUUAAAAAAACAGUCACAAGGCUCAAACUUCGUAACAAUCAGGUAACUUGUGAUCAGUUUGAGAUACUACAAGAACAAAAACCUUUUUUUGAAACUCUUUACAAGUCGCAAAAUUCCCAGGAUAAUCUGCCUGAAUCUAAUUUAUUCAAUUUAGAGAAUAUUGAUCCGCUAGAUGAAAACGAACAAAUACUGUCUGAAGGCAUGAUUUCAAAAGAAGAAUGCUUAACUGCCUUAAAAGAGUUUAAAAACAAUAAAACGCCAGGAACUGAUGGUUUUUCUGCAGAAUUCUACAAAUUCUUCUGGAGUGAUCUUGGCACUGAGAUGACUGCCAGUUUUAACUAUGCUUUCCAAAAAGGUUCACUAUCUAUCAGCCAAAAGCGCGGAAUUAUUUCACUCAUCCCCCAAAAAAGCAAAGACAAAACCUCUACUAAACGUUGAUUACAAAAUUCUGACAAAAUCUAUUGCAAAAAGACUAGAAAAAGUCCUUCCUAAAAUCAUAAACCCUGACCAAACUGGUUACAUUAAAGGACGCUUUAUCGGUGAAAACGUUAGACUAAUUCAAGAUGUAAUGUCUCACACUAAGCAGGAAGAAAAACCCGGUAUUGCCAUAUUUCUUGACUUUCGAAAAGCGUUUGAUACAAUAGAAUGGAAGUACUUAAGAGCCGCUUUACAAACGUUUAAUUUUGGCCCUGACAAACUCAACUGGUUUCAAGUUAUUUACAACCAAGCAUCGAGCUGUGUACUGCAUAAUGGUCAUGCAUCGGACUUCUUCCUUCUCUAGCGAGGUGUGCGACAAGGUUGCCCACUGUCUGGCCUCCUUUUCGUCGUUGGAAUCGAACUGUUAGCUAGAGUACUUAAGAAAGACCAUACUAUUAAAGGCAUCCAAGUCGGUCAGAAGGAAAUUAAGAUAACUCAAUACGCAGACGAUACCACCGUUUUGGCGCGAGAUCUCGAUUCUGUCACACAAUUACUAAAACAUUUAGACAAAUUCAAGCAGAUCAGUGGUCUCGAAAUUAACACAAACAAAACCGAAGCGUUGUGGUUAGGAUGUUGGAGGUCGCGCAAAGACAAAUGGCCUCAAGAACCAGUCUAUGCCCUUGGUAUACACUUUUCCUAUGACUUAAAGCAAGCCAACACCCUUAACUUUGAAGAAAAGGUUUGUUCUUUAGAAAAAACACUCAACAACUGGAAAAAAAGAAAGCUAACUUUAAUUGGCAAAAUCAAUAUUGUCAAGACAUUAGGUUUCUCGAAACUCAUAUAUUGCAGUUAGUUACUGACCGUUUCUAAAUCCCUUAUAGACAGAAUUAAUAAGAUUAUUUUCAGCUUCAUUUGGGAGGGUAAGCCUCCCAAAAUUAAGAAAAAGACUAUCAUUGGUGAAAAACACUGUGGGGGCCUAAAAAUGAUUGACUUUGAAAUCAUGGAGCGGUCGCUAAAGAUUGCUUGGAUAAAGCGUAUUGCUGAAUCAAGUAAUGCAUCGUGGAAAAAAAUCCCAAAUCAAGCUCUUAACCCAAUACGGAGGUCUAGAGUUCCUCAUCGAAUGCGACUACGAUCCUAAGCUACUCAACUUAGAAAACCUCCCUGAGUUUUACCGCACCAUUUUAAAUUACUGGCAUGACUUCAGAAGACUAACCUGUGACAAGCAAAUUUCCAUUAAAAAAAAACAAAUAAUUUGGAAUAACCGUAACAUAUGUAUUGAUGGAAAACCGAUUUAUAUUAAAUCCUGGUGUACAAGUGGAAUUCGUUGCAUCGAAGACCUUCUAAAUGUUAACCUUAAAUUUCUUACCUUAUCAGAAAUGAAAGAGAAAGAUAACUUUGAAUUUCCUUUUACCACUUAUUACGGCCUUUUAAGAGCCAUACCAACUGAAUGGAAAAGUGCACUACGAGUCAAAGCAGGCGUGCAUGAUGAAUCUGAAAAGUGCGAAACAUGCUUGAAGCUUUUUUCCACAAAAGAAGCUUAUUCUUCCAUACUUGAUAAAAGCUUCUCAGCACCCACUGCUGAAGGCAGAAUUCUAGAUCAUGGGUUCACCAAAGAGGAAAUUCCUUACAUCUACAUGCUCCCGUUCAAAAUCUUGAAAGAACCAAAACUGAUCAUGUUCCAAGUCAAAAUUAUUCACAACAUUUUACCUACCCAAUCUAGCCUCUUCCGCGCGCGCAUAACUGAUACUGAUGUUUGUCCUUUAUGCAACCUUGAAAGUCAAUCUCUAAAACAUAUGUUAAUUACCUGUAGUGUAUCCUUUUCGUUUUGGACUUGUUUUUCUAACUGGUGGCACGAAAAAUUUAAUCACAAACUGACUUUAUCUGAAAGCACUAUUCUAUAUGGUUGGCACAAAGAGUCAAAUAACUGGGAAGUGCUUAAUUACUGUUUGAUUGUCGCCAAAUAUAAUGUUUUUGCUACAAGCGUACGCAACGGCAUCCUGGACUUUGACAGUUUUCUACUGCGUCCCAACAACAAAACUGAGAUUCUUCGCACCAUAGCUUUUAGAUCUAACCGCUUAUCGCAAUUCAAAAAAACAUGGGACAAACUUCUUUAGAUACGUGAAUGCUAGUGUCAUUUCCUUCAAGCUACACUUUACUGCUAUACUGUUUCACUUAUCAGGUUUGCGUCUUUUUCCUUUUAAUUUAGUUUGUUUGUUUGUUUUUUUCCUUUACAAAUUUCGUUUGUUUUUUGCAAUAUAGAUAUAUAUAUUAUUUUUCGUAGUUAAAAUAACAAGUAUUUGUAAUUAUUUUUUUUUGUCAAUAAAUAAAUAAAAAAUAAAAAAAUAAAAAAAUAAAAAAUAAUAAUAAUAAUAAUAAUAAUAAUAAUAAUUUAUUAAAUGUAUCAAGUAUUUUAAACUUUUUGUGACUUUCAGCACAAUAAAACAUCAUUUAGGAAAGGAAAGCCUGAUCCGAUCGAGACAGUGGUCUUCGCUGUGUACACAAAAAGGAUAUUACAUGAUAGCGGGGCUCCCUCGCGCGCGAAGCGCGCGUGGGACAGACCCCAUAGCUAAGGAAAUCUGCCCAUCCCAGAAAAUUUGGUAAUCACGUGACCGACCGACCGAGCGACCGAGCGACCGAGCGACCGAGCGACCGUCCGUCCGCACCACAGGCAUACCAAUGUUUACUCUCACACUUUCUAGCUACUUUGGGAGCCCAGGAGAAAGCUGAUUGCACAUCAAUGUUGUCAUCAAUUGACAGCUGUCAAAACAGGGUAUCCGCUGACCACCAUCACCUGACCGAAUCGCGGGCUCAGGGGUCGAUCCAUCGAGGUCGAGUAUUUUUUGAAGUUAUCCGCUGACAAUUUACUCGUUUUCAAAUGAUCGCAGGCUCACGUUUACUUUUGUUUUAAAUUCAUAUCAAAUAUGUUGUGUUUAUGUCAGUAUCGCCCCGCACUAUUACGAUUUUGAUUUCAAACUGACUUCAGACGCAAAAAUUCAGCCAGUUUUUUUUAAAAUACAGGCGGGGAAGACCUUUUCUUACCAUGGUCACGUGUUGGUCACGCUCCACGUCCAAUUUUUAUGCUAUGAUUGGUUAAAAUUUGACAGGUGAGUUCAUGCGUAAAAUUUAUGCAGCAUUUUGAAAGUUGUUUACUUUGACAGCUGAAGCUGACAGAGUUUUGAGUCAACUUGUGAUGUUUUUAACUGUCUUUUUCCACUGGAUGUACAAAAUGAAAUACAGCUGCUAUCCAGAGUGUUCUCUUAUUCAUGGCUCGUUUGUUUAUUGGGUUUUUGGUUGAAAAAUGCGUCGCUUGUCAAAGCCGAUAAACCGAUUUCGGAUGGCAUCGUUUUUGUUUUUCACCUUCCUGGAUGCGUGCGAGAAUUAUAAAGGCUCAAGCGAUCCUUGCCUUACUUGAUAGCUUUCAAGAGCUGCAUCUCGAAAUAUGGUGAGCCUGAGUAAUUAUUGUAUUUAUAUCUAAUUUCAUGAAGUCCAGCGGUGCAUUUUAUGAAGCUAGUUUUUGCACGUUUGUAUUAAGAUUUGACUGAGACAGUGAUCUGACCUAGUAUGAGGUUUGAUAUAAGCUUAAGCUUACAGAACUUUUAAAAGCCUUUAGUCGAUAUUAAUUCACCGUGAAUACAAAGAAAAAACUUUCCGAAGAAUAUUUAGUUUAAUUUUGGCUGUAGAAAGAAAGCUUUGAGCGAUUUUCUUGUCGUGAGUUCAUCUUUGAAGACAGCAAACACCGGGAAACCGGCGGCUUAAAACAUAAACUUUAAGCUUACUAGUAAAGACUUGAGGAUUCUUAGACACACUUAAAUACUCAUUUGUUUUCGUGAAUGAAAAUUGUUGUCUCUGUAAAUGUUCUAUCGGUUAUUUUUCUUUAUUGAUUUUUGGUAGCCUCAAAAGUGUAAUUUUCAUCGCUUUGCCGUUUGUUUUCAGGCGUUCAUAAACAUCGCUCGCAGGAGUACUCAAAAUGCCAAGCGUAUCAAACGCUUUUUAAGAUUACACAUCGUUAUAAAACCGUUAAUAAGAAAUAGACUCAAUGAAUUCUUUAUCACGUUGAAGCGUAACUCUUUUAAAAUUUCUUCGCAAAUUUGGCGCUUGUCAAAAGUUAGAACCGGCUGGCCGUAUAGGUGAUUUUGGAAAUUUUUUGAACGGUUUAGCAAAUUAAAAGUCCACGCGUGCCUCUAUGGUCCUGAAUAUUGAAUGAAUGCAAUUUGUCUUGAAAAAUUGUGAAAUAGUACAUUUUGUACGAGGUCUGUAUGAUAAAAACAGCGCCUCAUAGUACUCUUUCUCCUCAGAUGUGGUGUAUAAAAAAAAUAAACGAUUGGUUUGCACGCACCCAGAUUUAUUGGCAAGAAUUUGUAAACUUGUCGAACGCAAAAAAUUCGGUCUGAUUUGUUUUCCAUGAAUUUGUUUUGCACGCUUUAUCUACUGUGAUCAAGAGCCAUCAUUGCUCUUGAAUGUGACCGAAGACUAUUUUUUGGGUGUACAUAUAAGGCUACAUCAACUCGAUACAAAAUUUGUUUCACUCCAAAAUCCCUUAGCUUUUCCCUCAAAAGUCACAUGAAUGUGCCCUUACGUGAACUGAUUUGUGGAAUACAAAAUUAUUGUUUGAUUUAAGUUAUACAUUCAUCAAUGGGAGCUUCGCUUUUAGCUGUGGCUAAAUAUAUAUAUUAGCGCUUCCCACACUUUCCUAUUUGUAACAUCCGGGAAUCGUUACGCCGCGAAAACAUUUUUUGCUAGUCUGACUAAAAUUUAAAGGCAGGAAAUUGUCUUAUCAAUAGAGUAUUCUGUUUAUUGCUGUUUUCGUUGACAAGCUUCAAAAUCAAGAAUCAUGCAUGAACAAGUGCCUAGUACAUUAACAAAAGCACAUUUUUAGUUUUCCAGGAGCAGGCUCCUAUCCAUUCAGGUUAGCAUUUGGAAAACAAUUGGUUGUCGCUAUGAGCUUCCACUUUGUUUUGCUUUAUGUUUGUCAUUUAUGUUUGCAUUUAUUUAUUCAUUUAUUUAUUUUUUGAUAUUUCAUAUCUCUGGUAGCCCGUGGUAUUAAACCGACGAGUACUCGUUAUUUAACAAUUAAUGAAUGAGGCUGCGGAGUAUCUUAUGAAGAAUUAUGGAGAUCGAGGAGGGAGUCAUCCGUCGAGGCCGUGGGCCGAGGCGGAUAACAACACCCUCCGAGAACUCCAUAAUUCUUCAUAUGAUACGAAAGCCGAAUUCAAUAAUUGUGUUAUUAUUGAUUCAAAAUAAUUCCUAGUUGAAAAACAAAGCUAAAACAUGCUUACCUCCAUCGAUGUUAAGUUCACCUUCGAUAGUGCACGUUUAGGGUUUUUCACCUCCGCAAAUGUUCUCCAAAUAGCAGAUGUCGGCCCUUCGAGUUGUGUUCUUGCUGCUCUUGCCACGUUUUAGCUAUAAUUUCGCCUAGUUCUUACUCUUGAAACGAGUGAAAUGUCCGCCAGUUUUUGUUUUCACAACCAAAAAAAAUCAACCUCCUCCCCAGAUCUUCUCGUGUAACGGUGCCUUAACCAGCAAGAACGCUGCAUUUUUCAUUUCCUCGUUAAACACAAAAUUCUUCCAAAUUUGGUCAUCAGUUACUGGUUUUGGUGAAUUAUGCGUGUGCUUUUAGCCAAUCAGAAUCGGGGAAAUAUUUUGAAUGAAUAAUAACAGGUGUUAUUGUAUGGCUAUUGCUUGUAGCCGAUAUAACGCGCGCUCUGAUUGGCUAACUGCUAGGGCAUUAUUCUCCCCUAACGGCCCACGGGCCAUUACAUCUACAGGCUGGAUAUUUCUUUAAGUAAAUUAUUGCGACAAAAUACAAAGAGUGAGGAUGAACACUCGGAUAUCGAGCUCUAUUACCCCGACAAGCUUGAAUCUCAUAAGGAAAACAGUGAAGCUACAAUGUUAUCUGAUUACGAAGGAGUUUACAGGAACAGCCAAGAAGAAAUUGAGAGUUUCGUAAAAGAGCAAAAAAGUGAAAACCCGACCAGGAAAUUUUCAGUGACAUAGAAACAUUUAUGCGUUAUAACUAUAUGUCUUCAGUAAAGGGAAACGUAGAAGUUGGGAUUAAUCUGCUGGUGAUCGGGACCACUUAUUGCCAAAGUUUUUCAAUGAUGUCCGCAAAAUUAAUAGCGACGACGACGAGUACGAAUCUUACACGAUCAGGCUGGUUUGCAACGAAACAUUCAGAGGUUCCUUUCUGAUAUGGCAAACUGUUGACACCAGAGGCAGCAUGCAACAUCAACAAAUUCCCUCGCUGUAGCACAAGAAAUUUUACUCAGCGUCGAGGAGCUGACGGAUUAUCAGAUGUAAACAGCCGAGCAGUAUUUGCCGGCGGAAACAUCAAUAACAUUUCUGGCUGCCAAUUACAGAUUUUCAACGGCCCAGUGAAGUUCAUCCACGAAUCAAACAAGAGGCGAAGAUUUGUCAUCGAAAGCGAAGAAGAAGAAGAUUGAUUGAUCGAUUGCGGUGCAUGCGUUCCGCUGCACGUAUUUUCAUUUACCGAGACGCCGUUUGAAGCACUUUUGAUUGAAGUUUGAACGUUGAUUUUUGAUAUAAUGUCUAUGAACUAUUCCUUGCCAAGUUGUAACACAUCUAUAAAAACGUUUUUAUAGCUGUAAUGUAAUCAUUUGCUCCGAAAACAAAUAAUCUAUGUUUUUUUUUUUUUUCACGAAAUACACGUUUGUUCACUGAAUCAUGUAGACUAUUGCAAUUUGAGCUAAUUUUGCGAUGAAGAGCGGUCAAGCGCGCGCAUCACCGGAUGUAAAGAUCAUGUAAAGUGAUGACUUCAUUGCCUUCAUUGCCUAUAUUUAACGAGGGUUAAAUAGCCCAAGGCUAAUAAGCUUGUGGCCCUCAGAACACAAUCUUACAAAUAUAUAAUAUACUAUAUAUAAUAUACUAUAUAUCUAUACUAAUGAAAACACUAAUAAACAAAUUAUUUACAAUGUCUAGGUAUAAAAAGAUUAUAAAGUAGAUGUUAAAAGAAAAAAAAAACAAACUACUCUUUACAAUUAAAAAUUUAUAGCGCUGGCCAAGGCUUGAAUUUCUCUGACAGAUUUAUUUAGUGACAGGCCUAGGUGGGCCAAUCUGCCGAAGCCGUCACAGUCGUAUCAUCUGCGUAGGGGCAAAUCGUCAACGAACAGGACAAAGAACAGCGGUCCAAUAAUACUGCCUUGCGGGACCCCAUGCCUUAACAUCGCCUCACCCGACUCCUUUCGAUCCUCGUAUAUGAACCACUUGUUUUCUGCUGCAUAGAUAUGAGCAACACCAAUUGGGCUCCUGCUUGGCAGCGCCAUACACCUUUAACUUUCUCAACAAAUUUCGUGAUCAACCAUGUCGAACGCCUUUCGAUAAUCCACUAGAACCAUGCCUGACAUCCUUUGACUCUACGUUAAACAACAGUUAAUCGAUUAUCUUGAUAAGAGCAUUCUCGGUAUUGUGCUUUCUUCGGAAUCCUGACUGUCUAAAGUACAUUAGAUUGUUCUCAUUAAGGAAAUCGGAUCAGCCAUUUCCGUGGCGUCAUCCACGUCGCGCCAGUCAACUCUCAAGCUAGUUCUUUGUUGAGCACUCUUUUUAGGUCCAGUUAGGGUUUUCUUCGCCUUCCAAAUAGCUCUGGCGUUAUUCUUAUUGUCCUCAAAUGAAUUGUUACAAAACUCACGCUUAGCCGAUCGCGCGCGCGGGCGCAGCACAGAAAAGGCCUUGUUCCUCGCAAUAAGGUAAUUAGCCCAGUAAUCCGCUGUAGAGUCUGAGCGCCUCGCCACUUUUAGUAAAUUGUCACGAGUGCAAAGUUGUUUAAUCAACUCCUUUGUUAUCCAGGGCGCAGGGGCCUCCUGUUUAACGCGCUUUUCGCGCCAAGGGCAGUGCGAAUCAAGAACGUUAUUAAAACUAUCUUUCCAAGGAUGAACAACAUCAUCGAAGUCUUCAAAAACAAACGCAGCGUCCAAAGGGGCUUGUUGGCGCGCUUGCUCGAGCUGUGUUUCAUCAAGGCGUUUCAAGGCCUCAGUUCGAGAUUUUAUCGUAACGACCUUACUCUCAGUCAAUAAGUAGUUAUUAUCAAACUCCCCGCCGACUCAGCGUGAAGCAGGGGAUGGGGGUGGAGUAUGCUUGCUGGCAGGAGGCCCGCUAGACUGUUCACAGUCUUCUAUUUUUCCGUAAGAUCCUCGGAGUCGAGCACAUUUUCUAACAGGUGGCCAUCUUGGUUCAAAUGUACCGAUUUUAGCCUAGGGACUGGACUAUGAAAUGAAAUCUUCUUUUGGGGCAGCGGACCCAAGAACGCCGCACAUUUGGACAAUCUUAAGGGAAGAUAAAGGACAGUGAACAGUCUUGUAGCCCGCAAGCAAAGGUCUCCCUUGCUAUUAUUCUAUAAAAAAAACCGUAUCUUUGAGAUUAGAUUACUCUGCUUUUUUAACUUCGAUUUCGACUCUAUCCCUUCCGUUUCUGGUUUGAGUAACAUCUUGCACACUAGUUUAUAAUCACUAGUAUUUUUAGCCAGAGCUAAAAGAGCAGCUCUCGUUAAUAAACUCAAAGUUGUACCCCAGAAAAAAUAAAAUCGUGUAAUGCUAACCGGUGACGGCGACGAGAAAUGCAAAAAAGAAAUCAAUACGGACUAUUAGCGUAAAAAAACCUUGCAGGUGCAGCACAUUUCUUUGCCUUUUUUUUGCACGACUUAAACUUACGUGAAACUUCCUAGCUGCACGUUUUAUGGAGGAAAAGUCGUAUAUGUUCCCACGUUCCAGUCUUUUUUUCACUGCCGCUCAUUUUUACCUUGCUGGCCACUAGCAUUUCUCAUUUUCUCACCGUAGCUUUAAAUUUUUCAUGUUUUCUCUUCGUCUCCUUUCUUUGUUUUUUUUUCUUUGAAUCUUUCGUUCUACUAGCUCUUUCACGGCGUCAGUGUAGUGGUGGUAAAUGUGACAUGUAGGGGGUGGACGGACGGACAGACGUACGGUCAUAUGAUUACCAAAUUUUCGCGCAUCUACAGGUUACCAUUUUUUCUUUCGUACGCGCGAGAAAUUCGCUAAUACUCAUUCUCUACAACGAAAAGUGGUUAAUUAUUUAACGCGCCACAUUUUUAAUUUCUUGUACUGUUUUUGCCGAAAUGCACAUAUUAAGCUGACGAUUUUCCUGAAGGGCAGUGAAUUCACAGUGGGCCCGCGGAAGAAAAUGAGUAAUAAUAGGCAGGGUGCAAACUGACCGAGGUAGAGUCGUUUACCUUCUUGUCGCGUUUUUUCCUGCAAUCUUUACCACUACAAAAGAGCACUCUACAACCAUUUCAGUUAUCUCUCCAAGGAUAUCAGAUUACGAGGUUCUUGUGCCAAGUGAUUCUCAAAAUGCUUGUAAAUUUCCCUGAGCAACAUGCUUUAUUGCUUUAUUGCUAGCAAUUGCUUCCACCACAGCUUCGUUCGCUGCCAUUUCUUUCUCUAGGUUCCCCAUCGUCUUAGUGUGCAUAGUCUUAAAAUAUUGCGAAAAAAAUCAUUAAAUUUGUGCUUUUGAGCCCCUAAACUUUGGUAAACAUUCGUGUGCGAUCAUGCGUUGAGAGCUUUCUGGGUCCGUGCACUGUUCGGCCAACCCCUUUUUUUAAUUUUCUGUUCCAUGUUGAGCAAACAGAAAGAUAUGAAAUUGACAUCUUUUUUGAUUAAUUCGUUUACAAUGUUACAAGUGUCUAGAUUGCUUUUGCUUUAAAAGCACCUUUUUACUGAAAUUUUAUAAUAUGACGGCGCCAAAGAAUUUUUGCACUUAAAAAUAAUGGUAAAAUCUCAAAAAAUUGCCAAAAUUCCAGAAGUCCUUGUUUCUUUUCUUGAAUCCAUAAAUCUUAUCCCUCCAUAACAAAAAUUUCUCAAUAUCUUCUUUUUACUGUUUUAUGCUGUCUUUUUCCAAAAAAAAGAUAAACAAAAUUUGACUUCCGUUUUAUCGUUUUUUGUUUUUUCGAAAGAAGAAACACAAAUAACGAAAAACAAAAUUCGACUUCGGGUUUAUCGUUUGUCUGUUUAUGUACAAACAAACACAAAAAACGGAAAAACGAAAAAUGACUUCCGUUUUAUCGUUUUUCCUUUUAUGUACGAGAAAACACAAAAACGGAAAAACAAAAAUCGGCUUCCGUUUUAUCAUCCUUCCUUUUAACUACAAACAGAAGAAGAAGAUAGGGGUCUACAGACGGACAAAAAUGAGGGGACAACUGAGGGGCAACAAAGGGGUAACAAAUUGUGGCGAACGUAAAUGGGGCGAAUUGCCUAACCCAACAAAUUGAGUAAAGUGUUUAGACCGACAUAAUUAGGGCGAAUUGUCUUACUCUAACAAGUCCAGGGUAGUGCUUAGGGUUAAAUCAUUCGAGGGCAGUGCUUAGGGUUAAAUCAAUCGAGGGCAGUGCUCAGGGUUAAAUCGGUCGAGCGGAGUGCUUAGGGUUAAAUCAAUCGAGGGCAGUGCUUAGGGUUAAAUCAGUCGAGCGGAGUGCUUAGGGUUAAAUCAAUGGAGGGCAGUGCUAAGGGUUAAAUCAAUCGAGGGCAGUGCUUAGGGUUAACUCCAUUGAGGGCGGUGAUUAGGGUUAAAUAGAGUGGUCGCGCAAAAAGUAGUAGGGUGAAUUGUACGUUAGGUUUCAAUGCAGAUGGAUUAAUCCCUCGAUUCGAUUGUCUAGGUCAUGACAGUGAGCACGUUUUCGCCCAUUGAUUUGCUGACUCAGCAGAAUUUGUUUCUAUUUUUAGAUGAUGACGUCAUCUUUUAGAUUAAUCCCUCGAAUCGAAUGUCUUGGUCAUGACAGUGAGCACGUUUUCACACAUUGAUUUGCUGACUCAGCAGAAUUUGUUUCUAUUUUAGUUGAUGGCGUCAUCUUUUUAGAUUACAAUAACGUAUAAAAAGGGGACAACGCUGGGAUAAUUCAUUUUGAUUACGAUACGUUGUACUGAUCACAGCUAUCACCAUGCCGAUUACUUAUCCGAGACCGUGUCCAAAGUGUGGCAAGAAGUACAAGAACAGAUUUGACUUUUGCCGUCAUAAGAAAUAUUGUGGAACUAAUUUGAAAGUUGCAUGUUUACACUGUGACAAGUUGUUUUCGAGGAAGGACAAACUGACUGCCCACUUUAAAAAAUUCCAUUCUGAAGUAGCAAAACGGAAAGCUGAAGAAGGUGCCGAGCUCUUACGUCUAGAGUUAUUGAAUUCUGGAAAGGUACCUCGAUUAUGUAAUGAGGAACAGACAGGCGGGGCUGUGACUAUCGUGGAAUGACACACGAGACUGAUGAAGGGGAUCACAAAUCUGGUGUAAAAGUUACUAAAGGUAAAAAACGUGGGGCUGAUCAAGGAGAUAACAAAUCUGAUGUAAAAGUUUCUAAGGAAGAGGUAGCUGAUAAAUCAGAAGACUCCACUGACACAUACGGUGGUGGUCCAGAUCCACUCUAUGUAGCUGAAUUCAAGAAAUUGGGUCCAGCCAAACGUUGGAAGAAAAAUACCGUGGUGAACCAGAAGUUCAUUCUCACGUUAGAUCAAAAACGCGGCCUAAAAGAAAAUGAAGAUUUGAAUAUUGGAGCAACACAUGCCAUAGCAGUUGGAGUUGACAAGCUGGUCGAAGACCUCAAAAUCCCAGAUAGCCAUUGGAUGACAUUGCAAAUAGGAAGCCGUGAACACAGAAAAGAGGGUUUAACUGGAAAGAGUUGGGGCGUACCAGUGGGUGAUUUCACAUGGAGAGCCGCGUAUGCACAAGCUUUGUUGCAGAAACUUUCCAAUGUUUUAAACAGUGCGCAGUUCAUUACUAAUGAUAUAGGGUUUUCAGCCUCAGUCUUAUUCACCCGACCUGAGACGAAAGGAGGUAAACGAGCAGGCGGUGGUCCAGGUCAGAAAAUUUGGAGUCACUUAGUGAAAGAAUCUCGAUGUGUCUGUGAAAUCAAAAACAAAGAUUCCCUCUGUUGUGCAAGAGCCAUUGUAGUGAUGCGUGAAUAUGCCAAACGUCAAGCUGGUGAACACAACACUUUUGAAAAUAUUCAUAAAGAUCGUGGAAAAAAUUCACAACAACUCAAAGAAGCUAAGAGGUUACAUGACGAAGCGGGUGUAGCUGAAGGUCUUUGUGGUUUGGAGGAAAUAGACAAAUUCCAAGACUACCUUGGUCUGCAAGGCUACAGAAUAAUUGUGGUAGACGCUUGUAGAGGUAGCGUGAUUUUUAAAGGUGACGCAUUUAAAGAAGCUAAGAAGAUCAUUGCUAUAGAGAAAUCUGUGUAUGAAGAUGAAAAGGGAGAUUUGAAAGCUCACUAUGAUGGUCUGUAUUCAAUACCAGGCUUCAUGAAUCGCAGCUACUUUUGUUAUCGCUGCUGUAAGGGAUACAAUACAGAAAAUAGCGCCCAUCAUAAUUGUGAAGCGCGGAAUUGCCCUGGUUGUUUAAGAAGAAAGACGGAUGACGACGAAGGCUGUAUACAUUUUACCUUUGGGGUAAAACCAGAUAGAAGUUGUAUCAUUUGUAGACGUGAGUUUUAUGGUGAAGUCUGUUUUCAAAAUCACCUGAUCAAAGAAGUUUAUAAAGACCCAUCUUUAAAAAGGAUGACACAAUUAAUUGAAGAUGAGUUGAACGAGGAUCUUUCUUACAGAGUGAAAAUGAUAAGUGUUUGUGAUCAAUAUCGUAAAGAUUUUGGUGUGACAUAUAAAGUAAAAGAAGACACAUCCCACAAAUGUCUUCAUGCUAUGUGUAAACAUUGCUUAGAGUAUGUCAACAUUUACGAACAUAAAUGUUUCAUCACAUCUGAGGAGGAAAAAUGUUUUAAAGGCACCUUAAAAGAAUUUCAAAAGCAGAAAAGAGAGAAAGAAAAACUCUAUACAGAAUUGUAUGGAGAAGAGGAUGCAAAGGAUGAGUUUAAAGAGAAAGUAAUUGAUGAUUUGAUGAAACAACGUAAAAGAAAGGUUGACGAAUUGAAUGCUAUCAACAAUGGUAUUCCUAUGGAAGAAAUAAAGGGAAGAAGAGAACAGCAACGAUUAGACGAUUUAUGUGAAAGAGCGAUACAGCAAUUGCAAGAAAGGGGUGUAGCCUUGGAGGCUAUUACACAGGACAUGGUAGAUCGUGAAGUGAGAAGAAACCAAAAACAAGAAGAAGAUUUAACGUCACAACAGGAGCCAAGCUCAAUCAUGAUCUUUGCUGAUGUGGAAUGUUUACUGGAUAGCAGCAACACAUUCGUACCUAUUUUGAUCUGUUAUGCAAGACAUGGCGAUGACACUAUUUAUCAUCAUUGGGGUACCAAUUGUAUCCAAGCUUUCAUUGAAACCAUGAUCGAUUGGUCUAAUCAAGAUAAGAAGGAAGAAGACAGCAAAGAGCUACAUAUUUUCUUUCACAAUUUGAAAGGUUUUGAUGGCUGUUUUAUGAUAGAUGCGCUUUACAAGAUGAACUUGAAAGUGACUGAAAUCAUGGCAACGGGCACCAAAGCUUUACAUUUCAAGCACAGAAAUCUUGUGUUUAAAGACUCCCUCUCCUUCCUGAAUAUGCCGCUGACCAAUUUCACAAAGACCUUUGGACUAACAGAGUUGAAAAAAGACUGGUUUCCUCACAAGUUUUCCAAGUUGGAGAAUUUAGAGUAUGAAGGCACGAUUCCAGACCUAAGUUAUUACAACACAAAACAUAUGAAGGUAGACAAGAAAAAAGAAUGUGAAACUUGGCAUGCAAACGAAGUAUUGAAAGGAGAGGUUUGGAACUUUCGCAAUGAAUUACUAUCGUAUUGCAAAAGCGAUGUCCAACUCAUGAAAGAAGGCUGUCUCAAAUUUGCAGAGGACACCAAACGUGAUGCUGGGUUCAACCCUCUUUUACAGUGUAUCACAAUUGCCUCCACGUGUCACUACUUUUGGCGAAAUCAUCAAAUGCAACCCAAAACCAUUGCUGUAGAACCUUUACAUGGUUGGGGAGGUCUGAAAACAAGUCAGAGUAAAGUCGCAUUUCAAUGGCUGUAUUACCAAGACAAACAACUGGGUGGAAAUCGUAUCAAACACGCACGCAAUGGUGCAGAACAAGUGAUCCAAGUAAAGAGGGGGAAAGUGAAAGAGGAUGGUUAUGAUCCCAUCGCCAAAACCGUCUAUGAAUUUCACGGCUGUGAAUUUCAUGGCUUCAAGAGAUGUAAGCCAAAUGGUCGCCACAAAAGGACCUUUCAUCACCCGGAUCGCACCGUGGAGGAAAUGUAUCAAGCAACACUUAGAAAAACUGACUUGUUACACACAGCAGGUUACACGGUGAUAGAAAUCUGGGAGUGCGACUUUAGAAAAGCAGUCAACAACAACAAUGACCUGAAAGAGCUGAUAAAGACCAUGACGUGGGUUUCGCCACUUGAUCCACGUGAUGCAUUUUAUGGGGGUAGAACAGUGUUGGCAAAAUGUUAUCACAAAGCUGAGGACAACGAGCAGAUUCUAUAUGAAGAUUUCACGAGUUUGUAUCCAACAAUCAACAAGUAUGGAACGUAUCCUACUGGCCAUCCUACUAUUAUAGUAAACCCUGAGAGUAACAACAUUCACAGUUACUUUGGUCUAGCUAAAGUUGACGUAAUUGCCCCAGAAAAACUGCUACACCCAGUACUUCCAGUGAAGCUGAAUGGUAAACUCAUGUUUCCCUUGUGUGCGAAAUGUGUAGAGAAUCAAUUGGAUCCUCCCUUGUUUGAGCGGACCAAUAUGUGUGCUCACACAGACAAAGAGCGAACAAAGACAGGUACAUGGUGUACCCCGGAGUUGCAGAAAGCAGUGGAGAAGGGAUAUCGUAUCCUAAAAAUUCAUGAAGUCUGGCAUUUUCCUGAAGAUCAACAAAAAGAGGGGUUAUUUAAACCUAUGUCAACACCUGGUUAAAGUACAAGACAGAGGCGAGCGGUUGGCCAAGUCAUUGUGAUACAGAAGAGAAAAAAAGACGAGUAUGUGAGCGAUUUCCAAGUAAGAGAAGGCAUCAAGUUAGACAACGUAGCCAAAAACCCAGGACGAAAACAGCUGUCGAAACUCAUGCUGAACAGGUAGUUAUAGAAUAAAAAUGAGAACUAGGAAUAACAAUUAAAAAGACGUUUGAUUGUUUCCCUCUUUGUAUUUCCAGCUUCUGGGGCAAAUUUGGUGAAAACGAACAUCGAACUCAAACCAUUGCCAUCCAAGACAUCGACACUUGGUUCCGUGUGUUAAAUGAUGAUACACUUAUUGUGAAAGAAACUCGUAUUGUGAUACCGACUCGAUCAUUUACACCUGGAAAGAAGGUCAGCCAUUUGUACCUACAGGCAUUUUCUUAGGGAAAAUGACAGACGAAUUAGAAGGAGACACCAUUGUAGAGUUUGGAUCAGCAGGUCCAAAAUCGUAUAGUUAUCAAACUGCAGGUGGAAAGUCAGAAUGUAAGAAUAAAGGUACAAAGAGUUCUUAUGCAAUCAACCAGGUAUUGAACUGUGAUUCCAUGUUACAUCACAUCAAGCAGGAAUUAUGCAAUCCAUUAAGAAUGAGAAGAGCUAUGGCGAUUGAAAUCAAAGACUACUUUGUAAGAGAUAAUACGCACAAAACAGUAGGAUUAACAGAUUUAGUCAAAGUGUUUGGUGUAAACUGGGAUAAGCGUGUAGUGGACAAAUCAACAGGAAAAUCAUAUCCCUUUGGAUAUGUGCGCAUAGGAAUGUAAGAAAUAAUGUAAAUUAAGACAAGCAUUUUUGAUUCAAUAAAAGCGUGUCUGAAGAAAUUGUGUGGCUGAUUACCUAACCCUUUACACAGGCCUACCAUUCUAACAGAUUACACAGACCUUCCAUUCUAGCCGUUUACCCAGUCCCUUGCCCCUAUGCUCAGUCUCCACUCUAACCCUAUCCCAAGGGAAUAGGGUUUUGUAAUGAAUAAAAGUGUGGAACGAUUGAGCGAGGUGAUCACAUCAGUCACGAUGCAGUCAGUGUCCAUGCAAGAUUUAGAGCAAUUUUCGUAUUGGCAAGACAAACGUGUGUCUAGUUAUCAUUGCUAUGAUAUUUACAACCCGGUUAUCUCUGUAGACUUGACGGAAUUAGCGGAUCGUGUGGUAGGUAACAACGAUUCUGUGGAGGAAAUUCAAUUGGAUUUACGUAUUCAACAACUACGUGCCGCUGCCUGGCAUGAAAGCUUGUUGAUGUCUAUGAGUGAUGCUUUAUUGCGAGCACCUCAACGUUGGAUUACAAAUCAUGGGUACCCGAUGAGAUCACGUUGUUAUAUUUCAUUGCAAGCAGUAGUUCCACUACCUCUACCUUUAACAAGAUGUCUAGGGGUGCUCACAAAUAUUCCCAUCUUUGCUUUCUUUCCAUAGACUGUGUCAUUAUCACGAUCAUUUUUAGCCAUGUUGGAUUGGUUAAGCUAUAAAUGGCUGAUGACCUAAAUACAAUCACGGUGCAUGGAAUUUAAAUUAGUUAUCACACUCAUGCACGAGAACAAUGGCCCUUGACGUCAUGACGUCGAUAGAGGUAACAACAAUAGCGAUUGACGUCAUCAGACUAAUCUUUGCACACAAUAGUGGUUGACGUCAUUGGGAGCGAACAAAAAGACUUGCUCAAGCCUGCCUGACAAAGUCAUAGUGAAAGAAUUCCACGCUUAAGUAUACAGACAAUCUCUGGGGAUCACUUUGAGUAUAAAUGUUAGACAGUUUCCCUUUUUCCAAUCAUUGCAUCUUGGCAUCAACCUGUGUAACGUAGUCAUAGCUUGAGAGUUAAUAUGGAAAGACAAGAUCAAAUGCGAGACCAGAACGUGAAUUUCCAUCUGCAUUUGCAACAUUUAAGUGCGGGUGACGACUUCCUGAAAGAGUGGAUUUUUGUGGAAUCAAGACCAAUUGCACCAGGGGAGCAUAAUGUUUGCCCAUGUGGUCAGAUGGGACUAAAGGAACAUUUUAUGAUAGAAAACAAGAUCAACAGCAAUCGCACGUUUGUAGGUUCGGAAUGCAUCGACAACAUUGAUCCCAAGGCAAAAGCAGUGAAUUAUUAUAUUCGUCGUCUUUUAUAUCAGGGCUUGCAGGGGACCUACAGAGGCAUGACUAGGAAUGGUCUAGUGUUAUUUUCAGUCGAUUCAUCUUCAAGAUUUGUAAAGUAUCUACCUACAGUCAAGAAUUUAAAUCCACCACUAACAAGAAACAUGGAGGGUCGAUGGUACAUCUCUAUCUACUUUCCUAAAGAAAACACUAUGGUUUAUGGCAAAAAAUACAAGAUUCACUUGAAGACCGAGUAUAAAGGAGGACGUUUACGUUUUACUGCUGUAUAAAUUUUCGCAACUAUUGUAACCAGCUAGUGAGCAAGAUCAAUAAAAAACAAGUCAUGAUUUGAUUUCACGGUGUGUUUUAUUCACUGACUGUUUUCUAAUUUACUACACAGUUGGGUAUAUUUUGACUGCAAGUCUGCGAGCUCUUGCUGGAGUUGAGCCACUGUAGGUUUCUUGGAUUUUUUAGGGGCCUUGAGCUGCCGACGAUCACCUUCCCGUUGCUUCCUCAUAGUUUGAUAACUGUCUUGAUCUUGAGAGAGCUUCUUCUCUUCUUCUUGAAUCAUUUGAUGCAAAAUGACACUUUGCACUUGAUCACAGGCAGCAUUGACGAUAGCUUGAGCUUUGGGGGAACUCAUUUUUGGGUAUGGUUUUAUCGAUUUUCUUCUUUGCGGAAACGUACCAUUCUUGAGAUGUUUUUUGAACCCUUUGAGGGUAUGCUCUCGAUACUUGAUUCUAGCUUUGAUCGUCAUCAGUUUUUGUCGAUAACCCUUCAACCUGGUCUUGGCAGGCAUGGUUUUUUGGGUGGGUUCAUUACCAGUCUUGGUAGAAAGUGCUUCUACGGAACCACCCAUAACAGACAUGUUACCUCUAGGCAAUCGAACGUACAACUGAUAAUGCCUGAGGUGAGGUAUAAGAGAAAGGGGUGUGCUAUUCUAUCUAUCAUUUAUCACAAAUCAUCAUGUGGAUAGGAGGGUAUGACGAUUGGACUCCCGCAGAACAGCGUGAAUGGGACAGAGAUAUAGAAGAAAUGCGGGCUGAACGUGAGAAAAGAGAGAGCGUAAUGAAGACUGAGAAAGAGGAUAAUCUCUCUUGGUUACACACGGCGAUUGACUAUCCAUUGUUUAAAGCAACCUAUACCAAAAUUGGAGACACAGAUUUGUAUGUGGUAGAUCUAAAGCGACAGACUACUACAAAACAGGGGGUCCGUAACUUAGUUUUUGAAGUCGUGUAUCCUCUGUAUCAUGGUUUCAAUGCAAUCAUUGAGCAGAGAAAAACACCCAAGACCUCUCUCAUCAAAAUACAGACCUCCUCCAGAGAACAUGUUGAGGUAACCUAUACGUGUGAAUGCACCCCUGACAAAUGGUCUUAUAACACCAUAGACAAAAUCUCAGAAGCCUUAGCUGACCAGUUAACCAUGAAACAAAACUUGGAUCGAGGACUACUGAUGAACUUGUCAUUCUAUGAGGAGUAAAAAGAUUGCAGUAAAACUCUGCAAGUUAAUUUCGUAACAUGUUGAAAAAGUCUGCAAGUUAUUUUCGUAACGUGUUGAAAAAGCCUGCAACUUAAUUUUGUAACGUGCGGAAAAAGUCUGCAAAUAAAAUUGGAAUGAAAUGUGUAUUACAGUUGUUUAGUUCUAAGCAAUCUGCACUGGAGUCUAUGAAUUUUCAUCGACCACAGGCACCCCACAGGCACCCCCAGGCACCCCACAGACACUCCACAGGCACCCUAUAGGCACCCCACAGGCACCCUACAGGCACCCUCAGGCACCUCACAGGCACCCUACAUUUAACUGAAUGAAUCGAAAAGGUAUAAAUAGGAUGAGACUUUGUGGAAAAGCGACUAGCUGUGAUAAGACGCCGAAGAGUCAACAUGCCUUAUCGAAACAGACGAAAUUGUCCAAUCUGUUAUAAGAGUGGUCUACUGUCUUUAAGUCACCACCUAGCCCAAGUCCAUCAGUUAUCCAGUGAAGAACGAAAACCGUGGCUAAAAUCUGCGAUCUUUUCCUCAGCAAAAUCCACUGGAUUACCUUACAUGGCUCCUUACCCCUUUUGGGGAAUGCCACCUCCUCCUUGGAGCCACACCCCUCAACCAUUACAACCCGUUAGACAAGCUCUAAAGACUGAACCGAAACAGCGAAAAGUAACCAAGCUACAAACAACUAACUGUUUAGAGACGAGGCCUUACCCAGACUUUAAGUUUAACCACAUGUUUUCGAUGCUCGUGGUGGGGCCAAGUCAGUGUGGAAAAACGUCUUUCACUGUUAAAGAAGAAUUGUAUCAAGUACCCCAGUAAGAAACAGAGACAUAUUUUCUGGUUUUAUAAUCAAUGGCAACCACGGUAUGCGUCCUUGCAAUCUACACUAAGUGAUGAGAUUGUGUUUACCCAAGGCUUACCUGCACUGAGUGAAGAUCUAAGAGAAAUCAAUCCGAAGUUUCACAAUGUGUUGGUGUUUGAUGACCUAAUGAGCAAGGCAACUGACAGUCCCGUGUUAUCAACACUGUUUACACAAGGCCGUCAUCGCAAUGCUAGCGUGAUAUUAUUACUGCAAAAUAUGUUUCCGAAAGGGAAAUUCAACACAGAUAUUAGCAGGAACGCACAGUACCAACACUUUUUCGUAGUCCCAGUGAUCGUAAGCAAAUCGACAUGGUGGCGGAGCGGAUUUUUGCGAAAGACAGGUCAAACUUUAUGAAAGUCUAUGCGAAAGAAACCGAAAAGCCUUAUGGGUAUCUUUUGGUGGACAAUCAACCCAAGACUCCAACAGAGAAACAAGUUGUGGCCGAGGUGUUUGAAAACUGCCACUGUUAUCCUAACAUAACCACUUGUACUAAAACAGUAUCGGAGGCAGAUAAACCUGAACUGGUAUCUCGAAAACGUUCCAUAGAUCCACCGUUAGUGAAAAACAAACACCGAAAGCAAUCUGAACAGAAGCAGAAAAAAUUAGGGACAAUCAAGGCGAAUCCUGUGAAACAAAACGUCAAGAGCAAACGGCGAAAAUAACCUCAAAAGAAGACAGUGAAACAGAACAUCAAUAAACCUACGUCCGUUGUAUCACCGACCAGAGAAAAUUUCAGGGAGAACCCGAUUAACUGCGAGGAGGUCCCGUUUAACUCUGAUGAAGAACAGUUUAGCUCUGAUGAGGAACAGUUUACUUUUAAUGCAAACCAGCUAAACACCAGGGCUAGACGACAUGUCUAUGCUAGAGGAUGUAGCUUUGGACCAAAGAUUGUUUAUGAAUAAAAAACAUCGCAUUUUUUUGCCUGUUACAUUAGACAGAGAAACGUUUUAUAGCUUUCAAAAGCAACUUUUUCACUGAAGCUGUACUACCAUCCGUAGGUUAGAAAAGUAAAUGUCAAUGACUUGUGUAAUAAAAAGAUUUUCAAAAACACCUACGUUUUCUAGUACGCUAUAGUCUUUACGAUUUAAACACACGGCAUUUAUUAGCUGUCUAUUUCUAGCUUUUUGAAAUACACACUUCAUUUACAAUGUUACAUUGCUAGCGGUUAUUUCCACGGCUACGUUCUCGUGGACAAAACCUUUCAUAUGACUAUAGACAGCAAAAAAUGGACUGUGGAAUACAACAGGUAAUUUACAAUCCAGCGAACGUGACUGCGGUCUCCUACAGUUUAGACUUCACAGAGUGUAAAGCUCCGCUAGUCUUUGUGAAUUAAAACACACAGCAGUAGAUUUAUUUAUUUCUUUCCAUGGUCAGCUUCUAAAUAGACGCUUUUUUACUACAUUGCUAGCGACUCUUUCCAUCUAAAAAUAGAAACAAAUUCUACUGAGUCAGCAAAUCAAUGGACGAAAACGUGCUCACUGUCAUGACCUAGACAAUCGACUCGAGGGAUUAAUCCAUCUGCAUUGAAACCUAACGUACAAUUCACCCUACUACUUUUUGCGCGACCACUCUAUUUAACCCUAAUCACCGUCCUCAAUGGAGUUAACCCUAAGCACUGCCCUCGAUUGAUUUAACCCUUAGCACUGCCCUCCAUUGAUUUAACCCUAAGCACUCCGCUCGACUGAUUUAACCCUAAGCACUGCCCUCGAUUGAUUUAACCCUAAGCACUCCGCUCGACUGAUUUAACCCUAAGCACUGCCCUCGAUUGAUUUAACCCUAAGCACUCCGCUCGACUGAUUUAACCCUAAGCACUGCCCUCGAUUGAUUUAACCCUAAGCACUGCCCUCGAAUGAUUUAACCCUAAGCACUACCCUGGACUUGUUAGAGUAAGACAAUUCGCCCUAAUUAUGUCGGUCUAAACACUUUACUCAAUUUGUUGGGUUAGGCAAUUCGCCCCAUUUACGUUCGCCACAAUUUGUUACCCCUUUGUUGCCCCUCAGUUGUCCCCUCAUUUUUGUCCGUCUGUAGACCCCUAUCUUCUUCUAACAGACACAUAAAACGGAAAAACGGAAAUCGUCUUCCCUUUUAUCGUUUCUUGGUGUUUGAAAAAACAGACACAAAAAACGGAAAAAUAUGAGCCGACUUCCAUUUUCACGUUUUUCGUUUUAUGAAGGACCAAACACCAAAAACGGUAAAAUGAUACUUGACUUUCGUUUUCGUUGCCACUUAGGGCAGCCGACUAUGUAGUUGCUCAUGCGUUACGUGAAACGAAUGCCACUCUUACCGGCCCAGAGUCCGCGGUAGGUCUGUUCCGUAGGACGGGCUGAUCCGUCAGUGAGAGAACGACAGGCCUCCUGGCAACCACCCGCUGAUCAAAAAGCCCGAAGAUUUUGCGAACGAGAUUUUUGCGGUUCUGACUUAUUAACAGUCUUGGCGCGUUAUUCGCGGUGCAAGAUCAAUUUUUUUUUCAGCGAAGGAAAGAGCGGAAUUAUAUAGCGAAGAUUUGUGGACAGUCGAUGCGGUUUUAUUAUUGGUAAGUGUAAUAAUUCAAUUCAGCCGUCAAUUUACGUUUUGAAGUGUUCUUUGGUAGAAGAAUUUCUGACUUAAUAUUUUCAGAUUUGCUACGUGGUGAACUUUUUCGUUGUUUGAUCUUUUUCUUUCGGUCAGUCAUGGACGACAGAACUUUUGUCCUUUGGCGGGGACAACAAAGAAUUAAUUUUAAUGAAGACGACUUAAUAGUAGAGUGUAACAGUAGGAGUGUUUAGAGUGAGAAUAGCAUCUCUUUUCAACUAAGUUUACCUUUAACAUUUCUUCAUGGAAAAGUAUCGGGUUUAUUCCCACGGCCGCAAAAAUGUGGUCGAGGUGGGGGUGGGGGUGGAGAGAGACUGGCAGUUUUACGGGCAACAGGGUUUAAUGACUUUGUUUUUGACAUUUUUGCCUUAAAAAGAUUAAAACUAUUUACACGAUAUUAAACACUACCUAAAUCUAAUGUUAUAAACGGAAGCUACAAUCACCUCAGCAAUCGCAGAUGUAACCACAUUAUGAACAUCAACACCAGUCACUCGAGAAUCAUAACGCCGUAUGCCUUUCGUAGCACAAAAUCGCCUGACACUCCUUUCAGAUAGUCCAUUCACUCCUGGAUGCUGUUGUCUUAAAAUGUCAGCUACUUCUUUAUGUGUUUUGCCUUGCUCUUCAACAAGCUCCUUCACGUAGCGAGCAGUAACUACGUUUUCCAUCCCCGCCAUUUUUGAAGGACCCGCGAAAAAAGACAUAUACCACGGUUAUAAAAACUGCUGACCAACAACAUCUAGACGAGAUUCCGAAAGGAACCACCAACCCCCACUCAACCCCUCCCCCCCCCAACCCCUUUUCUGUCCCAGCUCUUGGUUCACUUAAACAGCCACAGAAAACGAAGAAAAAAAUAUAAACGAAAAAUUAGGUUAUAUCCAGGUCUUUCUUUCACUGAUUGGUUGUACUUACAACGAAAAACGAUAGAACGGAAGUCAAUUUCCGUUUGUAUGUUUUUGUGUGUUUUCGUACGUAAAGGGAAAAUCGAUAAAAAGGAAGUCAUUUGUCGUUUUCCUGUUUUCAUUUGUUUGUUCGUACAAAAAACGAAGAAAGAUAAAACGGAAGUCGAUUUUUGUUUUUCCGUUUUUUGUGUUUUCUCGUACAUAAAAGGAAAAACGACAAAACGGAAGUCAUUUUUCUUUUUUCCGUUUUUUGUGUUUGUUUGUACAUAAACAGAAAAACGAUAAAACGGAAGUCGAAUUUUGUUUUUCGUUUUUUGUGUUUCUUCUUUCGAAAAAUCAAAAAACGAUAAAACGGAAGUCAAAUUUUGUUUAUCUUUUUUUGGAAAAAGAUAGUAUAAAACAGUAAAAAGAAGAUAUUGAGCAAUUUUUGUUUUAGAGGGGUAAGAUUUAUGGAUUCAAGAAAAGAAACAAGGACUUCUGGAAUUUUGGCAAUUUUUUGAGAUUUUACCAUUAUUUUUAAGUGCAAAAAUUCUUUGGCGCCGUCAUAUUAUAAAAUUUCAGUAAAAAGGUGCUUUUAAAGCAAAAGCAAUCUAGACACUUGUAACAUUGUAAACGAAUUAAUCGAAAAAGAUGUCAAUUUCACAUCUUUCCGUUUGCUCAACAUGGAACAGAAAAUUUAAAAAAAGGGUUGGCCGAACCGUGCACGGACCUUUCUGCCCUUCAAGGGGCACCCCUUCAGUCAAAACUGGUAUACAAAAGGGUAAUGUGUUGGACGAAUAGGGCGGAGUCUCCCAGUAUAUAACUUUGUUGAGUGCCUCCGUCCCCUUCCCCCUGAUAGGACGGAAAGCUAAGCUCGCUAAUUGGACGUAUUGUUGAUGUUGUUUUUUUUUUGUUGUUUUGUUUUGUUUUUUGUUUUUUUGUUUUUUCAAUUCUCGUUGCUAUCGCCGGUUAGCAUCACACGACUUGAUUUUUUGCUGGAGUACUACUUUAAGUGUAACAACGACAGCUGCGCUUUUAGCCCUGUCCUGAGUAAAUCUAUAUAUUAGUGAUUGUAAAAGAAAUCGAAAUAGAGAGCGCUAAACGAGGUAAACCACCAGUUAUAAAUGCGGGGUAACCUAAUUUCAAAGAUACAGUAUUUGUUCUAGAAUAAUAGCAAGGGGGAUGUUUGCUUGCGGGCCACUAGAUUGUUCACUGCAACUUAUCUUUCGGUAAGAUCGUCCAGAUGUGCGGCCUUCUUGGGUGCACUGCCCCAAAAGAAGAUUUCAUUUCAUAGUCCAGUCCAAUAAUAAUAAUAAAACUAGAGGUUCCAUAUUGGAAGUAAAGUGCGGCCCCAUGUAGAAAGAUCAAGGAGUUGGAACGGUAGUAAAUAAUAUAUUGUAUCUCAGUUUAGGAUAUCACAUGGUCUUCAAGGUUGUAAGAUUAAAAAAAGGAGAGAGUAAAUUGUGGCCUCCCUGGCAGCCGCUUUUUGUUUCUAGCGUUGCAUGACGUUGUUUUCCAGUUGAACUACGCUAACAAGGUUCUUUUCUUUUUUUUUUUUCAAAAAGGUCUUUUGCCUACGAAUAAAUCUCAAAAGCAGAGCUAUAGUAUUUCAAGAAACAUUAACGGUGAAGGUGGAGAGGUGGCUGGAGAAGGUGUAAAACUCGUAAUCCCUCCUGGAGCAGUUGAGGAACCUGUAACAAUCAGUGCUGCAUUUGAAGAUCCUUUCAGAUACUAUAGACUAAUAGUGCAAAAGGAUCUGGAAAAUGAUGUCGCGUUUGCUUCCACUAUUAUCAAACUUCGACCCAAUGGCCAAGUCUUCAAGAUACCUGUAAAGCUGACAACCAAGUUCACAAUAAGUGAUUUUAAAAAAACCGAUGUUAUCGUCCUGCAUGGAACAGAAGAUGGGAAUGGAAUAUCCUGGAAGGACGUCACCCAUUUCUCAAACAUUGAUGAGGCAAGUGAAGAAGUUACUACUGAAAUGGAACAUUUCUCAACCCGGAUGGUUUUUGUAAGAAGGACUUUGAUCUGCUUAAAAUAUUUUGGAUACUGGCUCACCUCGUUUUCAUUUCACUACACACUUUCAGUGUUGAUCAAGAAGAGUGACGAAGGAAGCAUUCUAAACCUAGUGUUUUUGAGCCAAGACGUCUACAACGAAGAGUUCUACAGAGAGCAUUCUGACACGUCUGCUUUGGUACAACUGAAAAGAAAUGGGUUCAAAGAGCUUCAUCUAACAUCCAUUGGCAGCCAACACGACAAAUGUGUCUACAACAAAGAAAAGCUUCGGGUUUCUAUUCGUCUUGAGGAAAACUACAAAUCGGCUGACACUAAAGAGCGACAUAUAACAGUGCAGUCUAAGGUUUGGUGGGCAAGGGGUCAUGUUGAGGAAAUAAACCUAGACAGGAUUAGUGACGUCAGUGUUGUACGCGGUAACAUCACAAUACACCGAGAGAGUAGACGUUGGUGCUCGAUGCAUUUCGGAGAAUCAGGUGAGGUGGAUUUUGUUGCAUAUUAUAAUUGCCGCGGAACGAUAAUAGCGUGCGAGUAGCGGACAUAAUCAUAGCCUUCACUUGUGUGAUUUCGGGGAAACAUUUUGGCUCGAGCCGGCAAAGCCGGCGAGAAAAAUGGGGCUUGGAAAAGUGAACCUAGACGUGGGUUAGUGAUUUUAAAAAUUCGCUCUUCUGAGGUGUCACCACACUAUGUACAGUGCAAAUGUAAACAAAAGUAAAAGAAAGUUGCUUGUGGAGAUGCUAAUUAUGCUAAACUUCAUCAGACGUCAAGUCAUAAAAACAGAAAUUACAGAAAAUUAAUAGGAAUGAAACAGACCACCUUCAUGGCCUCUGAUUGUGAGACAAAUGGCAAAAAUAAGAUUUUCUCAGUCAAAAUUAAGAAUCUUUCUUAGUAUUGGACCAAUGAUUAACAUUAGGUAAAAUGCGUGCGGGCCUACCGACGCUUUUUCCACUAAGUUUGAUGCGUGAAGUAAUGCUCAGUGUCCGUGGGUUGUAUCAUAGUUAUGCAGAAAUGUAACCUGUUAAAGCCUGUCACUUUAUUUUAACCAAUUAGAUCACUGCGCUGGUCGGUCAACGAGAGAAAAAACUCAAUAGAUCGCUCGCAGCCUUUUUUUCCUCGUCCUAUUCUUCUCGUGCGCCGCCAAAGUUUUCGCUGAGAUCGCUCAAGGGAGCCUACUCACAGGCUAAUCUAAAUCUCGAUAUUUUAACCAAAAUUAAUUGCGUUUUGAACCAGAAUCGAUUGCACUUUCUGCCAAAAGGGUCCAGAGGAGUUUAGUUUGAACCAAGAGAGGAUAAAAGGGACAGAGAAGGCAUCCCCCAUACACACCCUAUUCCAUAGGUAAUUCGUCUCGAGUUAUUUUUAGAACCGGGAUAAAAUUACCUCGCGCGCUGCGUGGAUCUUUCGUGGAGGUUUCGAAUGACUAAACGCCGUGCAAAACAUGUCGGGCGAAAAACAAUGAAAGCGUAAAGAGAUCGAGAGCAUUCCUGAAUAUUGAAGCGAAAUGAGUCGGCGCUCACCUGGGAAAAGGGAAUCGCUGGACUCUUUGACAGCCCAUGAAAUCAGUUAAACUCGAAGUUGUCGUAACCUCAGUGCUUUAAUAAAAUGAGAAAUUUCGCCGGUCGGAUUGAAACCGGUCGUUUGUACAAUAAAGCAAGUAGGACGCCAAGUGUUAUCAUGAUUUUUGUUGAAUAAUAAAAGACAAAUAAAAGAAUAAAUAUCAAACCAGAAAUUACUCUCUUCAAACUGUGACAUGAUCCUAAGAGAAUAUUCAUUGUAUUAGGGACUUCCCUGCUGUACUGUUAGCUCUAUACAAGAGAGGAAGGGCAAUUCUUUUUUAAUUUCGGUUUCGCUGACACAGCUUUAGCAGAAAUCUCGCUGUAGUCGUUUUCCUCAACAAGACGAAUAGCAAUAUCGCUCUCCGCGUCUUCCGCUUUUUAGUUCUGCGUCAAUUCGUGAAGGGCGCGUGGCUCUGAGCAUGGGUCAUCCACGCGCAACACAUUUGCGCUAUGUGAAUGGCUGUUGUCUAAUCCCCCUUGAGAUUUGUGGUGUUAAAAAUAACUCGAGACGAAUUACCUAUGGAAUAGGGUCUGUAUGGGGAUGCCUUCUCUGUCCCCUUUAUCCUCUCUUGGUUUCAACAUAUAAAUAAUAUAUUAACGUUUCUUCAGUUAAAAAGUAUAUCCUCGACGAUAAACGAAAAUAGUUAGCUCGAUGGGAUUCUUACGGAACCAUUUCAAACAAAAUAUCUCCUGAUCGACACGUUAUACGCAAAACCAUGCAAACCGCCAUUUUGAAAGUAAAUACACUGCUAGCUAUUUCUUCGCGGUCGCCAAAACCGUUGCCAGAGCAACGGCGGAAAGCGAAGCUUUCCGGACGAGGCACGAAGUGCCAAGUUAAAAGACAGAAAUAUACCGUAAGCCGAUCUUGGUGUCUUCUGUCCUUUAAGUCUGCUGUAUAUUUUGCUGCGUAACGUAAAUGUAACGCAGUGACUGUGCCAUCGAAGUAAACAUUCUGAAUGUAACGCCUUUGAAACUGAUCCUAGUACCCCACUACCAGUGGCACAACAUUCGUCUUUGUAUUCCACAAACUCUUAAUCCGAUCUCUCCGCAGGUCUUGAUACUUCUCUUACUUUUAAAAUUAUUUCCUUCUCCAAAACAUUACUUCCCAAGGAACUGCAAUGUCUACAAUAACCGUCUCACUUGUCUUCUUUUUGAAUAUUUCAAUGUCUGGUUGCGGUGAUGAAUUUCUCGAUCGGCUUGGAUUGUAAAAUUCCACAGCAGUUUGACUUCCUCAUUCUCUACCACAUUUUCUGCUUUUAGCAUUUGUCACUGCAACUGAUUUUGUAGUCCUUUCACAAUUUCCAAUGAACCACGCGCUCACCUGUGUCAUGUCUCUUUACAUUGCACAAGUUUGGAACAGCCACACAAAAUAUGCUGCACAGUUUUAUCGUGGCUUCCACUCAUUCUACACUUAGGUGACACGUUCUGUUUCUCGUUCCAGGACUGUAUAAUGUUUGUCCUUAACGCCUGAUCUUCAGCUGCAAAGAUGAGCUCUUCUUCUGUCUUUCUUUUUUUUUUCUUUUUUUUUUUUUAUUCAACUCUUCUGUUCUUAUCCAAUUCCAAGACUUGCUCGUCAGAUCCUCUGCCUUUAUCUUAAACUUCCUAUCCUUAUACUGAUUUGGUGUUUCAUCAUCAGCAACAUUCACCCUUCUUCAUGCAGCUUUUAAGAGGCACUCCUUGCUCUGGUUGACAUAUAAAUUAAUAUACCUUUCUUCAGUAUAGUUUCAGGAUAGUUUCGUUCGACACUAAGCAAUCUACACCCUCCUUCUCCGCUUGGUUGAUAAAAACGUUGAAUUGGGGUGUAAAGCAUCAUGCAUUGUCAGGAGCCUACUGGUUUUGUGAUCCACGUCAGUCAGUUCAUUUUUCGUCCAUUUUUUCAACUAUCCAAUUGUUGAUAUCCUUAAAGACAUUGCAACAAUUAAGUUUUGAAGUAAGGAAUUUCUUCACUCUCAGAGUAUACUCUCCCUUCAUUCUACUCUUCAUUGCCCCAUGCAUGAUGUAAUCAGCGUCGAACAAGACCAAAUAUUUUUUUUAAAAAAGUCUUUAUGUCCAAUACGCUUUUCUAACAGGUAAUUUUAUUCCCUAUGACUUAACUAACUUGACUCCUGUCAUUACCAUCACGGCAUUCUUUUAAAUUCCAGAAUCCGUACUGAUGUCACUGCUAAACACACAUUUAGGUGAUUCACAUUACCCUCUUCCUUUCCCCAACUGAUAUCAGCUCCAAAAUCACGUAGCAUACAAAUGCAACUAAGGGGCAACAUUGAAAUCACAAACAACAGAGGAGAAAGGGAAUCCCUCUGGGAUAUCCCUCUCCUUAUUGCCACUUUACCCAGAUCCCUGCCACAUGCUGUUAACUGUGAUUUUGGGUCUUCAAACUUUCCCUUAUUAACCGUUUGAUUUUGUUUGCAGCACCUACAGGCUACGGCGUUUCCAUUAUCCACGAAUGGGGAACUGAAUCGUUGGCUUUUUUUGUAAUCUAUUCAGCAAUCGCCAAGUUAGUUUUCUCUUGCUUUCAGUCACAUAAUAUUGUUCUAUCUAUAGUCAAUAUCGAUCUUUCGUUCCCCUACUUUUCUUCCGGCAGCCUUUCCUUUCAUUAGGUAGUAUUGAGCUUUAAGGUGCUGGUAUUGAGCUUUAAGGUGCUGGUACAAAUCAUCUACUUUAAUCCCUAAGUGCAAUCCACAUUAUCCAAUAUCCAUGGACAUACACUCAGGAACAGUCCCGCAUUCAAUGCAUUCUUGCAGCUGCAUCCUCUACACGCUCAUGUAGUUUAUUCAUGUUCUUUAGCCAGAUUCCUUUAACAUAGUCUGGUCCUGCUGCCAGUUUGGCAUCUUCUUGAGGUUGCUCCGAGUUUGUCAAGAUCAAUAAAUUAUUGAUCUAAUAAUAAUUAUUAUUAAUGUUUGAUAAGCCAUCUUCUUGGUCUACAUCGAUCUUUUCCUUCGAGUUAUUUAGCCAUACUAGAUCCCUGCUGUGCUCCACCGGCUGGUCCCACAGCUUACUCCAAACUCUCUGACUUCAGUAGCAUCAGGGAUAGGAUGUUCACUACCCUUUUGGUCACCUAGCUCGUUAUAUAACUGUCUCUGGUUCGUAUCAAAUAAUCGAUUCUGCCAAAAUUGUGUAAUUUGAUGGCUGUAUCUUUUAGUCUUAUGGGGCUUCGCAUUUAUGCGCUGUUUCAGUUCCUCGAUGACAACUCCAACGCCCUUGAGUUCGAUUUUGUACAUUCUCAACAGCUGGUUUUUAAUUCUAACCCUACGACACUCAUUACAUUGGAUCUGCUCUAGUUGACUAAGUUCUCUCCCAGCUCGACCGUUCGAACCGGAUACUUUUCAGUUCAGUACGGACUUGGCUUGCAACUCGGUUGCGUUACUUUAAUAAGUCCUUUCUCUUCCCUCAACCUUACCAUGAUUCUCUGCCAGUAUCCUUUCCUCUCCGGGCCACAAUGAAAAUACCAUUCCAUCAGAAUCCUGUUCUCCUCGAGCGAACAUCCUCUGCUCUCUUUUUCAACCCGUUCUCUUCAACAGCAGCCAGGGGACUACGGAGAGGUGAUGGCUGCUGUUCCCCUGCCACCCCGCCGGGCUAAGUAUAUUCGUCACUGACUCCAGUACCGUUUACGUCUUUCCUUCUACUAUUAGAAAACAUAGUCGUCGUCACAUCGUUCAGGAAAUGCCAUUUUGUUUGUGAUGCCACCACUAUCCAGGAUGCCAACCAACCCUAUCCCUAGUGGGGGUGGCUAAAGGGUUACUAGCGCUUGCCAAUGGUCCUACUCCAAGUAAGACGGUUAUUGUGGACAUUGCAGUUUCUGGGGAAGUAAUGUUUUUCAGAAGGAAAUAAUUUUAAAAGGGCGAGGGUGUCCAGAUUCUCUUGAUAGGCUGAGGUACCAACUUGUCUUACCAAGUGCUUGGAUUAUUUUCAUUAUCAUUAAAAUUAUUAAGCUAAUUUCAGUUUGAUAUUCGACAGAGGUGGCUAGCGUAAGAGGCUCACUAGGUGUCCAGGGAGUCAUUUUUAACGUGAAACCAAUAGCUCGUAGGCUGCUGGUUCCCGAACAGACGUUGAAUGAAAUUGAGAAAUUCUGGAAUGACGAAAACAAACAGCUGGAAAUAGUUUUAGAAGAGUGGAAGAAGACAACUGAUGACCAUAAUCUAAGUGAAAUCCUUCACAGCUUGGAACAUGAAGGUAUGUUAUACUUUUUACUAGUAAAUAUCUUUUACAUUUCCUUGCAUCAAGUCCAUUUCUUACACUAGAGAGUUUUGGAGAAGUAGCUGCGAUUGUUUGUUCACCGUCAUGUCUUCAUCGCGACAGCAGGAUGAAUCACUCAAUUUUCUUACCUGAACCUGCCUUCGGUUGGGCUUAGUGCGAAGAACUUUUUUAGGGAUGAUUCUCUUUAGGUUACGUGGGUAGCUAUGGUGAGUGCCUGUUAGCUGAACUUGAAGAUUACGGCAGUAGGGGAGUAAUCAACUACCGGUUCUGAUUAUAUCUAACCGAUUGUAAAGAACCUACCCAAGAGAAUAACACCGUGUCUGAGGCUGAGACGACCUUGUGCAGUGUACUACAAGGCUCAGUUCUAGGAUCCCUUUUAUUUCCCACCGUAUCUCAAUGAUAUUCCCAAGUGUUUCUCUCCCAUUAUUUAAUCGAAUUGCCUUCCCCUACCAAGUAUACUUUUCAGAGAUUGUUGCUAUCUAUGGUAUAACGUACAAAGAAAGACAGAACCAGUUAGCCUAAAACUAUAGUAUUAUCCAUAACUAUACAGAACAAGACCUAUGUGUAACGAAUCAUCUUAUGCAAAGUUCUCUAGGACCCAUAAAAUGUCCGCAUCUCUCUCGAGAUUCGAUACUGAAAUCUGAAACUCUAUUACGUAUUCAAUAAAGUGCUCAAUUUAUCGUCUCUUCAGAAAAAAAAAAAGAUAAAGGAUUUGCUGCUUGAUUUCUUGUAGUCAGAGGAAGAUUAUGUUAAAGUCCUCUUCUAUCAAGCUUACAUUAGUUUGCUACUCUCUUAUCACGGAUGACGUGAAAAUAUGGGCAAAGAAGUGGCACACAAGCUGCAGGCGAGUUUGGCUUUUUUUCUGCAGGACACGAAAAAAGGCUCACGGAAAAGAAUACGACGGACGUCAAAAUCCUUACUUGAGCCUACCUUUGGCAAGCAUUAUAUAUGACGCAACUUUGUCGUCCUUUUCAUUGAUAUUUGUCUUUGAUGAACGAUGGCGUGGUGUGAAAAUGUUAAGCUUAGGGUUACCCGAAGGCUGUUGCAAUAAACAGUCAUUUCCUUAGGAUUCGUCGGUUACGCAGGUUCAAUUCCCCGCAAAGGUCUGAAGCUCCUUACAUUAAUUUUGCUCGGUCUUUAAAUAUGUACCACUUCACUUUCCUCACUUAGUAUAAUUGGGCUCCGUAACCCGAACGAGAUCCAAGAUUCCCUAUUCUUGUUUCUUUUUUUCUUUUUUUUUUUUUUCAAUUUACAACUUCAUUCUGUCAGUAACAACAAGUUAUGCAAUUCACUAUAAUUCUACUUCGUUUGUUUUGUCAUCAGAUUAUAAGAUAACAGAAACUGGUCAGAUGCAUAUCAGAAAUCUUAGACAAGUGGUGGGAAAAGAAAAGCAGUGCAAAAAUGCUGAAAUAAAAAAACUGUAUUUCCCGACAGAGAUGCAAGCUGUAUGCAAGAUGGCGUUGGAAGACUGCCUUAUUGAGCUAGAGGGUUCUGAGCUCGACGAUUUCGCCGAAAGACAAAAAUCGAUUCAAGAAAGAUAUGACAUGAUAUGCUCAUCAUCAGCUUCAGAAAGCAUCUCAGAAACAUGCCAGAUCGAUAUUCCAAAACUGGUUCAAGACAUUAAGGAGAUAUUUCAUCACAAGAGUAAAACAGACGUGCCCAAUGGCCUCAGGGGGCUGUUUGGGGAAGAACUAGAUGCAUUUAGACUCAAAAUUAAAGACGCCCAAGAAGCCAAAAACCUUGGGAGUAUUGUGGUUGAGGUGGGCAACGUUCUCGCAAAGUUGUGUGAAAAUAAUAGAGGUGAUCAAACUACCGCCUCCCAAAUUCAAAUUUGGCGUAGAAGCCUCAUGAUCCCCCGCAUGUUAGAUUUUCUGGAGAAGUUUUUCGAACGUUGCCGGCAAGAUUGUAGGUUGCUCAGGAGAUUAAGAAACUUAUCGGAGAAACAAAGUGAAGUAAUGGAUGGUUCCCAAAAGGGAAACGAGCUUCUACUCAAAGAUGCUUCCAACACUGCAAUGCGUUUGAUAGACUUUACCAAGUUUGAACCAUCCAAACUAGUGAGAUUUCGACUCAACUCCUCUCCUCACGUUGUCUAUAACAGCGGAAUCAUAAGUCACAACAGAAACAAUGACGUAUUCUCUCAGGAGUUUACUAUCACGGAAGGACCGUCUGGGGAAAUCCAACUUCGUCCAACCGUGUGCACUGUUCGCCUCGACGGGCAAGCUCUCGAGAAAAAGCGUGAGGAAUGUGACUGUGUUCUCACUUUUACAGGAGCACGGCUUAAACUGAGUUACGAUUGGUCUCUCAACAAACUGACGGCUUCAAAUGUCCAAUCAGCUGGUGAUUUUCACACUCCACUAGAGGAACAUAUAGGUAUGAUAGAGUUGUAUAGUUGUAGAGUAGAGUGUUUAUAUAUAGUACUAAUAAUUAAAAUUAUUAUCGUCACAAAAGGCCAAGUAAAGACCAAGAACAACUGAUUUCUCUAAAAGAAAGAAGAGAGAGAGAGAAGGAGGGAGAGGGGGAGAGAGGGGGAGAGAGGGGGAGAGAGAGAGAGCGGGCGGGCGCAGGCGGUGUUUUUUUUUUCCGUUUUGUUUCUUUUUUUUUUGCGGGGGGCAGGGGGAUUUACGAUUCCUUUUUUAUUAUUGCUUACUGAAUGCCUUCUUUUCAAAUUAUUGAACACUCCUAGGAAUUAAUUGGAGUACUACGGUCAAAUAAUAAUACAUGAAAGGUCAGAUAUUGAUUGAACACAAAUUUUACGAUAUAUCUCCAUAGGUAGGGUGCAUAAAAAACGUCAAUAUAGGACUCCGUGUUUGAUAAAUGCCUCGUUAAAAUUAAAGCCUGUUGUGCAGGACUGUAGAAUAAUUGGGGUAUUCCGGGAGCUAGGGACCUUUUGCUUAACCCAUGGGACAGAAAAGGUUUGAAGAUUUUGAUAUAUUAGAGCGACCAUUUUUUUCGAAUAUUCAGCAAGGCUGUUCGAAAGUUUAUAAAACCUGUGGUAUAAGACCGUAUAAAAAUUUCUGAGGACGAUACGAGGUCAGCAGUGUUAUGUACAAGUAGCGUUUUAUUCGUAGACAAAAUGGAUCAGUUUAUUCGGAGAGCUCAAUCUGUAGACAAUACGCCGUAUGAUUUGAACUCAGAAUAUUCUGUAAAGAGAUGCGUUCAACUUUCACCGUGUUCACAUCAGCCGUCGAAGCGUCUCUCAAAGGAUAUGCCACCCGAAAGCUUCGAUGCAGUGGAUGAGCCGCAAUAAAAGGGGGUGGUAGGCCUACUUUUACCUCUUGCCAAAGUGCUGCUCGUUCCAAUACGUUUUUUUCCUCUGCUUUGGAAGGUUCUACAUUUUCACUGAGCAGAUGUGAUUUUAGCCCCUUGUUUCACUCUGAGAGGUCAUGUCACACAUAUCGAUCUACUGUGGUUUUUGUUUCUGGCCGGCAGGAUUUGCCCUCUGAUGCAAGAGUAUUUUCUUUGACCGCUUUUAAAGCGUAAAGCUUUUUAUCACGGCUAAAUAAGGGUUAUAAUUUUCUCCCAAGUACCUUUUGGAUCUGAAUAACGGAGAAAGCUUUUCUUUAGUCCGUGAAUAUAAUGUUUUUUAUGCAAUGUUGUAUCACGCUGGAUCCAGCGCGUUAGUUUUCUUUGCAGGAUGUUCAGAUUUUCACGGAUAGUGAUUUACAGAUCCAAAAUUAUAAGAAUGAAGUGCAGCUUAAACUGAAACUGUAUCAACUACGGAGAAUUGCAUUGUGACUUAGUAGACUCUAGCUUAGUGAUUUUUCUGAAGAUAAUACAAGUCUUUUGACUGGAGCGCGUAUUUCCUUCAUUAGUAACAGCAUUUGAAUAAGCCUAAAGUAUUUGGACUGUGUUAUUCCCGGUUAUUGCCACUUUGGGAUCAGGCAAGACCAUGGUUUCGGUUCUCCACGCGAACCUCAUUAGUUGCCGGUUUGGCUUUGUGCUUACCGAGAGCAACUUUAGUUGUUCUGUAUCGUGGAGAGAACAGCACAGCCGUGAAAUAGCAUCGACUUGCCAAAUCUAUUUGGUAAGAGUCCAAUAACAUCCUGGCCUUUCAUGAUAGAUUCGAAACACUUUACUUGAAGAGGUUUAAAUUAAGCGAUAGAAAAUUACCAUUACUCAGGCCGAUGCCAGGGCCUUUUCCCGCCCCACCUCCAAAGCCAGGGAAAAGCGCCCUGGGGACGAGGUUGCAAGUAAAUGCUAAGAAACCACUCCACAAGAAAACCAACAUGCUCAUAUAUCUCCUUAGACUAGCUUCUCCAAGAUACUUUUAACAAAAGCGCCGCCGAUUUAAUGUGGAGCGAUGUGAUAAAUAACGUCCUCUACUGGGAUGUGUCCAAUAUCUUUAUUCAAAGGGUCAGUAAUACAAUCUUCAAAGUUUUUUUUUUUUUAUGGAUUAUGCCGAGCGUUUUUCAUGUUUAACGAUCCAUUUUCAGACAAAAGAAACAUUUCUUUCAAAUUGUUUCAUUUUUUACGCCAUAGCCAUUUUUAUUCAGCUUCGGUCUCAUGUUAAAGGGAAAAGGAUACUACCGAAUUCUGCCUAUUGAUCCGCGUCGGCUGUAAAAUCGCAGUGCCAUGACUAUUUGCGCGCUCACAAAGGAUGCCGCGCACGUCGCGUCCUUUGACUCUCUUGCUGAAGUGUUAGCGAUACAACGAUAUAAUUUAACUUAAGCAAAUCUAUAAUCGAAGCUUUCGCGCUAGUCUCCUUUUAAGAGAAAUGCUGGUAACUGAAUAAAGUCACAACACGCUUUAAGACCGCACAACUUGAUCUUUCUGGUAUCAUUUGUUCCUUUAUUGUCUCAAAAACAAUCACGAUGUUUCACCAAUUUCCACCUACAAAUAAUAAGAGACAUUUGAUUAAUGAGCUGUUGGUAGGAUAUAAGGGAAGAUAAAGCCACUUCAAUAUCACUGACACUAUGUGACAUACUUUCUGAUACUACAUUUUCAUUCUGAGCAUUACAUAUGCAUUCUUUAUAAGAAAAAAACUGCUCCUCCUACGAGUCCCUUAACACAUUCAUCGUCCCCCGUGCAGAGGUUUGUUUCAAAAUUAUUUUUGUCAGUUAUACCAUUUUAUUGUCUUUUUCGUUAAAUUUUCCUUCUUUCAUUUGGUAUCAUUUGCUGUUUCUUUUUUAUAAGUCUUCUCUUGAAUUUCGGUAUUCAUAGAGAUACCGUGGUAUAAACAUAUUCUCUGUCAGUUGUACGCAUCACUCUGUCGGUGUAAGCUAUACGUCCUAGGCUGUCGGUUAUAAACCUUCACUCUGUCGUUUGUACGCAUUCCUCUGUCGGGUGAAAAUAUUUACACUGUCGGUUGUACGUACUACUCUGUCGGUUAUAAACAUUUAGUCUGUCGGUUGUAAAUAUUUACUAUGGCGGUUGUGUACAUUACUCUGUCAGUUAUACGCACUACUCUCUCGGUUGCAAACAUUUGCUCUGUCGGUUGUACGUUUCACUCUGUCGGUUGAAACAUUAAAGGAGCUAUGUCACGACCUGCGCAUGUGCAGCGUUUUAGGCUGUUCUGCUGAUUUUCUCAACUUUCCGCCAUAUUGGAUUUAACAAACCUGGUCGAUUUUUGGCAGCAAACCUCUAUUUUCUACAUCUUUUGAGGACUUAAAGAGAAACUACAAUACCAUGUCAGUCUUUCGCCGUUUUAGUAAGCCAUGGAGGCGCACGAUUCUAGUCAGGUUAGUAAUCGCUUCCUAUCUAUCGAUAGAUCGCCAUGUCACAAUGUCUCCAGUACGGAGAUUUCCUGAGAGUUUUUCUUAUUUUGGGCAACAUUUAAGAAUACUAGUCUUGACAAACUUGUCGUGUAUGUUCUCUUUUGUAGCCGAAUCGUAUUUACUGCACAUGCAAGAGCACUUGCUCGACAAAAAGAACAAGUACCGAAGUGUCAUGUGGGCAGGACUGUAAAUGUGGGUCUCAGUCAAAGCCGUGUCGAAACAAGGUAAUCUGUUCUCGAAAGGUUGAUAAAAUGUUGGAUCUAUUGUUGAUUUUUAUACAAAUUUCUUGAAAGAGGUGCAAAUUUGCAAUCUUUGGAGAGAAAACGUUUGUUGUUUUAGUAAAGGAAAUGUGCUGUAAUCCCCACGAUCUGUCCUGCAGAAUUAUUAUGAGGUCCUGUACUGUGUUAAUAUAUUUUUGGAUAAAUGCUCACCGAUUGUUUUUUUUGGUAUGGCAGUAUACCUUGUCAGUCUACAUUUUAGUGUCACACUUCUCCUCUACAAAUGUAGUCAUUAUACUGAACAAAAAUAUACACUAUUGUUUGUUUUCCUGAUAUUUUACCUCUCUUUGACAGGACUGUAUUCAAACUUUGGAUGAGCCAAUGGUGCACAAACUGUGUGUCAGAAGUCUACAAUGUGGAUUAGGGAGCAUGGACUACAUACAUAGUCUGCUAAUUAUGGACGAUGACAAUGAUAGUGACACUGAGAGUGAGCAUUUUGAUGUGUACAGAGAAACCCCACAGGAGUCUGAAUCCACUGAUAGCCAACAUGCUUCAGCAGUUGCGGGACCAGCACCUAACCCUUCUGCUGCAUCAAACUCACUUCCCUGGUGUAAAUGUAGCUUUUGUAUUGUUGUGGUCAGAGAAGAUGUGUUACAACAUUUGCAAGGUUGAGCAAGCUUUGUCUCGACCCAGAUGUGUUAGAAAUCGAGCAGCAGCACAGUGAUGAUAACAGUACAAGGGCCUUCAGGAAGGCUGCAUACAGGCAAUUUAUUCUUGAUCGUUAUGGACAUCUAGGGAAGGGUAACAGAAAGGUCUGUCCUUCGUGUGUGGUCAAAACUGUGCGCAGACAUUAUCCUUCGCAGACAGGUGUGUACAUGGGGGACAGACCCGAAUGAGACAACCACCAUGGAACUGUGUUCUGCAUCUCACGAGAAUAGCUAGACUUGUAUUUCCCCAGUUUGUUCUUUCUCUAGUUCUUCAGAACUUUAUUAUAAUAUUUUGUUAUUUCUAAGUCAUGAACGGAGUCGGCAACCAUCUUUUUCAUGUUUCCAUAACAUAUCCAUUUCCACCCCAAGAAAGGUCAAUAAUAGGCUUAUUUCAUGUGGAGGGUGGUUGUAAAGGCCAAAUUUUAAAAAGAGAGUAGGGGGAAAACCUAAAAACCUUCACUCAGGGGAUUAUAGAUUAUUUUUCUUGAUCCACUCCUUUAGUUUGUUACAAUGUUAUGCUUUUAUUGUAAGACAUUUACAUCAUUUUGUGAAGUAAAGAAAUCAAAGUGUUACAUCAGCAUGAAUUUCAGACGAUUGCUGAGAGGAGAUGACUCGAAGUAAUCGUCUGAAAUUCAGGUUAAGUCAUGAUUUACAAAAUUUGCAAUCAACUUAGUUGUGGUUGUUUCAUGAACUGAUUUCAAAAAUAACAAUGCAAUGAAAUUGUUGUUAGAAAAUGUCAUCUACAAUGGAGGUCAAAAGUGUUGGGACCUUUUCAGUGAUAUUAGUAAAACUAGCAAACCCUCUCCCCUCCCACCCCAAAUAAAGUUGAAUUUUGAGCAAAUGGGUGGAAUUGACUGCUUUAUUUGGCCACAACAUUGCUGGGGGGGGGGGAGUGGGGGGAUGACGGAAUUAGCCCAAAGCUGAUCAAAAAAUUGUCAUUAGGAGCAGAGUCCUAUGUAACAGUUACUUGGAAGGGCUUUUUCACACAGUCCCAAGUUCUUUUCUCCUUCAUUGUAGUUCUUUGUACUAUAAUACAGUAGCCUGCAAAGAAAGUAGUGUCUCAUAGCCCAGGGCCUAUGGGUAAGUCAAGUUUUUUGAGGAAUUCACAUGACAGAAUAACAGUGUUAAAUCAAUUCUGCUCACCAAAAGUGUUGGGGCUAGUUGAAAUGACAUCUGGGCUACUAAAUGCUACCUUCAGCUUCCCCGAAGCUGUGAAACUGACUUUCUUUGCACUCUGUACAUGUACGUAAAGUAUGCAAACAUUAUUUGUACCAUUUUAUUUCAUACAUCUAAACUUGUUGGUGUUAAUAAGGACUGUUAAGUCAGUGACUGACUUAAACAUCUGUAGUGGCCGAGCCACUCAGGCUAUCCUCGGUGCAAAAUUGCAAUCACAUAAUCAUUCAUUUUAACAUACCCCCAAAACAAAAGAAAAAUUAAUAACCUUUCAACUUAUAAAUAAACAUGAACAAAUUACCCAUUAUCAGCAAUUACAGCAAAGUGAGCAAGACGAUUGAAAAAGACACAUUUCAGCCUUUAGGGCAAUAUCCUACUGAUGAAAAGUUCCAACUUAGUUUUAGAUAUUUUGAGCAACAACAAUUUUCCGUCUGUCCUCUUUGAAUUUUUAUUACUACUUGAGGAAUUCUCUGAAUGAUCUUCAGUACCAGAUUGAAAUCUGCUCUUACGUGCCAUAAAAAGUUCCUUUGAAGGGGGUGCCUGUUUUUCAGCGAUGGUGAGAGCCAGCAAAGCAGGGUCGCUUUCAUUCAAAGACAGCCACCUCGUAACACUAUCAGUAUCUUCUUUUCUCAUGUUAAAAAUCUUCACCAUCAUCACUGGAAUGUACUCAAACUUUUUCUUGACUGUGAUAAUUUUCACGUCCCAAUCAUUUGUUCGCUGAUUGUACUUUCUGGUUACUAUCUGCUCUCCUGCUUUUGUUGUUGCUGCUUCAAGGUUCAUAUGGAAAUUCCAAUAAAUGGCUGCAAGCUGUUUGCAUGCUUUGUGAACUUUGUUACUGUAACACAAGUAUGAUAACAAAAAGAUUACUAUUCACUUUUCCUUUAUUAUUUUUGUUUCAUAAUCUGCAUUGUAAAAUCAGUCUCAAUAAAAGUCGUUUCAAAUUUUGGAAAUUCUUCCCUUUAUUGCUGAGUAGUAAGUGCAGCUGAAUCCCAAUCUGGUAGGUUAGGUUCUAGACUUGAUCUUACCAGUCACUGGUUUUGAACCAUAAAACUGCCACGCUUUAAUAGCUAGCUGGUUGCAGCAUGCCAGGUGGGAUUCUUUCUUGUCAUGUUUACAUGUACAUUGUCUAUAUAUUAUUAUUAGUUCAACUGGAUCAAAAAGGUCUCGCAUGACAUUUGACGAAGUGUCAAAUUUUCCUCGUUUCACAGGCGUUAACAUAAUAAACAAACCUGUAAGAGCAUCGUUUUGAAGUAUAAACCAGUGAAAGGCUGUUGGCACACUUGAGUUUGCCUGUGUGUCUGCAAUCAAAGGUAAAAGAACCACUAACCAUGAAAAAUUUAUUGUAAUAUAAUGCAUGCAAGGCAUUAUUGCCAUGGAAAUGAAUGGAAAUGCUACUAGGAUUAGCAUGCAGUCUCCUUUUUAAUGACCAAUUUCUAUUCUCCAAGUAACUGCAAAGAACUGUGAUACAUUGUAUGACUCAAUAAAAGUCUCCAGAGACACCACAGGAACUGCAAUAAAUUAUGAAAAACUGGAAAAACAAUGUGCAUUAUCUUGGAUGACUCUGGUCAAUGCUUAAUUAAAAAUUGAUCAAUAAAUGAAUCAAUGAAAAAAUUUAUCAAUCAAUGAAUAUAUUAAAAAUUAAAAAUUAAAAAUAUUAAAAAUUAAAAUUUAAAAAAAAAUUGAAUAUCAACAUGCCAAGAACUGGUUUUAUUUAGUUGGUAGUAAUAUCCUAAGUAAAUAAGCUCCCAAAUCUUGAGAGCCAAAGAUUAGACAUAAGGGUUGCCUCUCAGCCAGUGUCACAUUUAUUGGCAAGAAUGUUGUCUCAAUAACUAAUAAUUUCUCAGGAAAAACAAUCAUUACCAAGGUUUGGUAUUUUACCUGAAUCGCACAUAAUAUUUAAAACUGUUAAGAAGCUUUGGUUCCAGGAUAAUUUUCUGGAGGGCCGCAAAAUAAUAGUAAUGUGAAGACAUUUAUUCAAUCUAGAAUCAAGUACAGCUGCAGUCUCACCUUCAAUGUGGCUUCGUUUUGAGGAAGGAACUGGUUUGUGGAUGAUGCCUCUCUCUCUCCUUUUUUACAAACGGUAGAUGCACUAUCCCUGUAAAAGAAAAUAGAUACAUACAUUCAAAACAACUGAUUAACUCAAAAUAAGACCGCCAGCAAACAGAUUGAACAGACAUUUUAUGCAUUUACCUUCUUCUUGUCUCGAGCGAUAGAAGAUGGGCAGCAAACAUGGAAUCGUUGUCGUAUCCGCACUUGAUCCUCGUAGAAACCCAAGAGUAGAAAAGUGUUCCAUCCAACGAAAUCCUUUUACGAGUCUUACGCCAGAACUGAAGCCUCGCUGAGUUGCUAGCGAAGAUUUUCUUGCGGCCGCUUCCUGAUCGGCGACCGCCAUGAGAGGACAUUUGUUACCUCCAAACAGUUGACCUCAAAUAAGCCGUUGAUCAGAGUCAUUGAAACAAAAACACACAGGAACCUUCUAAAAGGGCUGUACAAUAGUAACUAACGUUUAACUAUGCGAACUGUAAACGGAUGGCUGCGAUGAAUAACGAUAAACUCCUGAUAUUGAAUCACCCGCAGAACUUGAAAAAGUUGGCGAACGUUUUCAAGAUGUAACGCUUCAUCGCGCACAUGCGCAGUGUGUGACAUAGCUCCUUUAACUCUGUCAGUUGUACGUACUCUUGAUGUCGGUUGUAAACAUUUACACUGUCAGUUGUACGUAGUACUCUGUCGGUUGUAACAUUAACUCUGUCAGUUGUACGCACUACUCUAAAAAUGCUUCCAACCGACGGAGUAGUGCGUACAACUGACAGAGUAAAUGUCACAACCGACAGAGUAAAUGUUACAACCGACAGAGCAAUGUAUACACAACUGACAGAGUAGUGCGUACAACCAACAGAGUAAAUCUUUGCAACCGACAGAGUAGUGAGUACAACUGACAGAGUAAAUGUUACAACCGACAGAGGAGUUUGACUAAUAGUCGCGGGUCGCGGGUCGCGGGUCGCGGGUCGCGGGUCGCGGGUCCAAAGUCGCGGUCGCGGGUCCAAAGUCACGGUCGCGGGUCCAAUGUCGCGGUCGCGGGUCCAAUGUCGCGGCAGGGGAAAAUGAUUUGGGGUUCGAGGUAACAGCUGAGUGAAAACGACUGAUAUGAACACAAUAUAAAGGGAAAAAAUCUUUUUUAUGCAUGAUGCUCUACGGUAGCCAAUUUACAGGUUACGGAUGUUAGAGUCAACAAAAUAGUGUCUCAAGAAAAGACCUAAAAGAAAAAGCCGGCCGACUUUUGUGUUCACCGCAAGUUCAUUUUGUUUUCUUUCUAUCGGGCCCAGUUAUGUGUAAAUUAAGCUUUGAAUAUACUUAUGCAUAACAGUAUCUGAUAAAAAAGUUACCAUAAGUUACCAUUGCUUUCUUCUUGUCUAGGAAUUGCUCACAAAUGCUUAGGGGUGCAUUCUCUGAAAAAUGUGCGAUACACUUCAUGGACUAUAAUUAUAAACGUUACAACAACUUAAAACCUUUUUUAAAAAAGGCUAACUGGGGCUCGUAAAUUGGCUACCGUAGAGCAUCAUGCAUAAAAAAGAUUUUUUCCCUUUAUAUUGUGUUCAUAUCAGUCGUUUUCACUCAGCUGUUACCUCGAACCCCAAAUCAUUUUCCCCUGCCGCGACAUUGGACCCGCGACCGCGACUUUGGACCCGCGACCGCGACAUUGGACCCGCGACCGCGACUUUGGACCCGCGACCGCGACUUUGGACCCGCGACCCGCGACCCGCGACCCGCGACCCACGACCCACGACUAUUAGUCAAACUCACGACAGAGCAAUGUAUACACAACUGACAGAGUAGUGCGUACAACCAACAGAGUAAAUCUUUGCAACCGACAGAGUAGUGGGUACAACUGACAGAGUAAAUGUGACAACCGACAGAGUAGUGAGUACAACCGACAGUGUUACUGUGGACAAUCGACGGAGUAGUGCGUACAACCGACAGAGCAAUGUAUACACAACUGACAGUGUAGUGCGUACAACCGACAAAGUAAUGCACAUAACCGACAGAGUAGUGAGUACAACCGAAAGUCAGUAAAGCGUGCAACCGACAAAGUACUGCGUACAACCGACAGAGGCUAGUAGGUACAACUGACAGAGUUAAUGUUACAACCAACAGUGUAGUGCGUACAACCGACAAAUUAAUGUACAUAACCGACACAGUAAUAUACACAACUGACAGAGUAUUGCGUGCAACAGACAGAGUAAAUAUUUACAACCGACUCUUGAUGUCAGUACAUCAUACUCUUAAUGUCAGUUGUAAACAUUUACACUGUCGGUUGUACGUCCUACUCUGUCGGUUGUAACAUUAACUCUGUCAGUUGUACGCACUACUCUGUCGGUUAUAAUAAUGCUUCCAACCGACGAAGUAGUUCGUACAACUGACAGAGUAAAUGUCACAACCGACAGAGUAAAUGUUACAACCGACAGAGUAGUGCGUACAACCGACAGAGCAAUGUAUACACAACCGACAGAGUAGUGCAUACAACUGACAGAGUAAAUGUUACAACCGACAGAGUAGUACGUGCAACCGACAGAGUCGUGCGCACAACUGACAGAGUAAAUGUUUACAAACGACAGAGUAGUACGUACACCUGUCAGAGUUAAUGUUACAAUCGACAGAGAAGUACGUGCAACCGACAGAGUAUAUAUUUACAACCAAUUAAAGUUGUGAGUACAUCGGACAGAGUUUUGUGUACAACUGACAGAGUAAAUUUUACAACCGAUAGAGUAGUGCGUACAACCGACAGUGUAAAUAUUUACAACCUGCAGAGGAAUGCGUACAACGGACAGAAUGAAGGUUUAUAACCGACAAAGUAGAGCGUACAGCUUACACCGACAGAGUGAUGAGUACAACUGACAGGGAAUAUGUUUAUACCACGGUAUCUCUAUGAAUGCCUAAAUUCAAAAGGAGAGUUAUAAAAAGAAACAGCAAAUGACACUAAAUAAAAGAUGGAAAAUUUAACGAAAAAGACAAUAAAGUGGUACAACUGACAAAAAUAAUUUUGAAACAAACGGCGCGCAAAAUUAUUUUUGUCGCUUGUAUCAUUUAAUUGUCUUCCUCGUUUAUCUCUCAUCCCUUUAUUGGCAUCAAUUGUUGUUGCUUUUUGGUAUGUAUCCUCUUGAUAUUUGGCGUUCAGAGAGAGACUGUCGGAUUAACAUUUACUCUGUCAGUUGUACGCGCUACUCCUUCGGUUGUGUACAUUACUCUGUCAGUUGUACUAACUACUCUGACGGUUGUAAAUAUUUACUCUGUCGGUUUUUAUACACUACACCGUAGGUUGCAAGCAUUUACUCUGUCGGUUAAAACGUAUAAUUGCAGCUGUAACGGGAACAUGUAUCUUUGGUGAUGCAGCAACGUUCACAAAAGAUUGCAGAGUUUUAUUUGGAGAUAUUUUUUGUGCCUUUCUUGGGUUCUGCCUUGGGAUUGACAGCAAUGUGCAGCCUGGGGUGGGGAAAUUUGGCUGCAUUUGACUGGAACGAUUUGCCCGUGGGCAGGGAGAUUGAUUGCAAAUUUUUGAAAAAAGUCAAAUCCCCACCCCAUGCCGUGCCCCCCCCCCCCCGCCGGCAUUACAUUGAUAGGUGCAUAAAGCGUGAUCGAAAACGAUCGCAAGUUGUGAGAAUCGGCGAAUCGCGAGGUUUAAGUAGCGAUCGCGAGUAGCGAUCGCGAGUUAACUGGGGAUCGCGAGUUAUAACUGACGAGGCAAUCGCGAGGUUUGGCGAUAGCGGGUUGUAUCGCGAUCGCGAGUUAUCGCGAGUUAUAACUGGCGAUGGCAAGUUUCGAUCGCGAGUUAGAAGCGGCGAUCACGAAUUAUAAGUGGCGAUCGCGAGUUAAGUAAGUUUUAACGGGAGUUAUAAGUGGCGAUCGCGAGUUGUAAGUCGCAAUUACGAGUUAUAAGUGGCGGUCGCGGGUUAUAAGUUGCGAUCGAGAGUUAUAACUUACCAUCGCGAGUUUUAAGUCGAAAUCGAGAGAUAUAAGUUUGUAUUGCUAUUUAUUAACUUUGAUCGAGAGUAAGUCAAAUCGCAAAUUAUUAAGUGGAAAUGAAAAAUAUCGAGAUGUCCCUUAUGGGCCACCGUACGCUUCCCUCUCACUUAAAGCAGGUGAAUUGAAAACUUUUUUACGAAAAGACGAGAUUCUUGAGUUACCGAGACGGCAAAAUACGAGCAAAAUCUUUUUCGUAGUCCCGACUACGCGAAACAGCUCAACAACUCACCGUAGCCGCAGGACUUACGCGAGAGAAAUAAACAGUCACGUAGUUUUGAACAUGCGCUGUAGCAUGUAUAACCGUAGUCGUAGUCCGUAGUCGCCGUAUCUUAAACUCUCUUCUGUUGGUUGUACGCACUACUGUGUCGGUUGUUCGCACUACUUUGUCGGUACUCUGUCGGUUGCACGCACCACUCUGCCGGUUGUAAGCAUUUUCUCUGUCGGUUGUACGGAGUACUCUGUCGGUUGUAACGUUUACUCUGUCAGUUGUACGUACUACUCUGUCGGUUGUAGACUGCAAAACAGUCCAUAUUUUUGCGUAUUCAAGUACGGGCGAGCAGUCAAACAAAAGGUCUGGAACGAGGCUGAAAACAUAGAGAGAGACUGGGGAGAGACGCUAAAAAUACGGACUGUCCGUUUUGCAUACGUUAUAUUCGUUCGAAUUACCCGCUUCUCCAAGCUACGGGCAAUUCCCAUUGGCUAAAUUUCGAUGCAAGCUGUCACCAAGCUGUCAAGUAAUGUUCUCAACAAGUCAUUCGCGACAUUCCCUACCGUGAUGAAUUGUAGCCUGCGAAAGCAUCCGUUUCUCCUUCGCUCUACGCCGCUGGGAACGUUAGUAGAGCGAAGGAGAAACGGAUGCUUUCGCAGGCUAGAUGAAUUGCUAAAGCUUUCCCUGUACAAUGAAGGAUGUUGAUGCCUGGAUUUGCUCGCAAGAAUUGGGAUUUGUUUUAAAAUCGGAGAAGAGGGAAGCUUUAGAGUUGCUGCUUAGGGGAAAGGAUGUUUUCUGUAUUCUACCAACAGGAUUUGACAAAAGCCUUACUUAUCAGAUGUUUGUUCAUGCCAAGAGUUCUUCAAGUUCCGUGCAACGGCCAACCGUCAUUGUUAUCUCGCCUGGCUCAAAAAGGGAGAUCGGUAGGAAACACACGACUUUUACCUCGUGCAAAAAUGCUGCUUGUUCCAAUGAAUCAAUUUCUCUGUCGAGUAGAUUAUGCUUCGGAAGAAACAUUUUGACUGAGCAAAUGUGAAUUUUGUCCGCUUAAUAAAUAUAUUUCAUACUGAGAGGUCGUGACACGCAUAUUGAUUUUCUCUGGUCAUGAUUUGCCCUCUGUUGCAAGAGCAUUUUGGCUUGGUCCCUUUAGAAAUGUAAAGCUCUUCAUUGCGACUGAUUAAGGGUUUUAGGUUGGUUUAUUUCUCCAAAGUGCCUCCUGGAUUUAAAUAAUUUUAAGCGAUUUUCUUUGUGUCUGUGAAUGUGUCUUUUUCCUGUAAUGUUUUGUCACGCUGGGCCCAGCUCGUUAGCGUUUUUAGCAGAUUCUAAAUUCUCACAGGUAGUGAUUUACAGAGCUAAAUCACCAAGACGUGGACUGGAAUGAGGGGAUUUACUCAUUCUUUUCAAUCGCGAUAAUUGUUCAUUGUCAGUUGGCGUGUUCAGUUCUUCUCUAAUUUGCGAAAGCAUCGCCGUGCAGUUUCCCGGGGCAGUUUCUAACCUUGUUCCGCACGGAGAGCAAACUCUUGUGGAGAAAGAUUCUCCUUCCUCGAGGACAACGAAAAGUUCGUUUUUCAGUAGGUCGGCCCACUUUGGUAACGUUUCUCCUUUUCUGGUAGGCGCAACAAGCACAUUUUCCGACCUUAUCCAUCCACUUGUAAAAUUGCCGAACUGUGUUUUGAAACAACAGCCGCACAUUCUAUAAUUUAUUCCAAGCGCUCGGCUCUUUCGGCUUUCUCCCUCUUCGAGGAGCAGGCACAGGCUUUGUUGUCGUCCUGCCACUUCCACUCAUUUUUGAUCCUCCACUAUAUAUACUACAUUUCACCAUAUACACUACAUUUCACAAAGAAGCAACGCUAAAAACUGCUUUAGAAUUACUGGAUUACAGCGUCAAGAUUCGAAGCCAAGUGCAGACAAUAACACGCGCUAUUCUCCCUCGAAAUCAAUCACCGAGUGUAUCAAAUUCACAAGAGGGCGGAAGUUGUGAACAGAUUUUUAACAGCUGGACGACAUUUUUGAACCCCCUGGUCGGAACGAACUCAUAGUUUGGUAAACGGACAGUCGGUUUUUUUUCUCUCGCCUCACACGCGACUCUUACGCCACGCUUUACCGAUUUCUUUACUGAUUUUGAGAGAAAAAACCGACUGUUUUGCAGUCUAUGUCGGUUGUAAAUACUUACUCUGUCGGUUGUACGCACUACCCUGUCGGUUGUACGCACUACUCUGUCGGUUAUGUACAUUAUACUCUGUCGGUUGUACGUACUUCUCUGUUGGUUGUAAAUACUUACUCUGUCGGUUAUACCCACUGCCCUGUCGGUUGUACGUACUACUAUGUCGGUUAUGUACAUUACUCUGUCAGUUGUACGCACUUCUCUGUUGGUUUUGUACAUUACUGACUGUAAGUCGUGCGCACUACUCUGUCGGUUGUAAAUAUUUACUCUGUCGAAUUGUACACACUACUCUGUCGAUUUUAAACAUUUACUCUGUCGGUUGUGCUCACCACUCUGUCGGUUGUAAAUAUUGUAAGUGGCUCGACAAUUGUUUAACUUUCAAAGCGACUUCGUCAUUAGGCCGUUCUAUAUUCUAUAUUGCUAAGAGAUGAGCUUAGACAGCAGGUAACUUUUUCACAGCCAAUCCUGGCAGAAUGAAGACGCUGUAACAAAUUUUCAUAAAGAGCAUAGUCAUGUUCGUACAUGUGGUCUUCGCAUUCACCAAUGAGGUCUUCUAUUACUUGAAGGAACUGAGUCCAAGAGCUAUCGCCAGAAUUCAUUUCAAAUUUAAAAAUUCGUCAACGAACACUAAGCGUACAGCGUACUCCGAGCGCAAUGUCGCUUACCUUAUUGUGAAAUGACCCAGACACGAACUAGACAGCGCGUUACGCAAUCCUAACGAAGAUUGCCAGCAGACUAGACACAGAGUUAAAGGAUUUUAGGAUAAUGAUAAUCCUAAAAGUAAAAAAAUAAAAUAAAAUUAUACGCCUUUUUGACGCAGAAUUGAAAAAAAUGACAAACGAUCCCUAUUUAACCCCCAUGAUCUGAACCGAUUUCCUAGGGUUAAUACACAAUCCUUGCACCUCGCCUAACACACACCGAGGGGCAAUUGCAAUAAAUUCAAAAAUAAGCAAAUCUCACCAAAAAUAUCACUUAUUUACCUGGCCAUUUUUUUGUAACAUACACGAUAGAUAGGGUAAUUUUUUUUAGGACAAUGAAGAAGAAUACAGACGGAACACGUGAAAACUUUUUUUAAGAGCCGCCACCCGCUUAGUCAAUUUUACCUUUGUCAGUCUGACAGACUAAAGGUUUACAACCGACAUAGUACACGUUUAAAACUGACAAAUGACAACCCCGACCCCGCAUUUUAUUGACACCCUUAUUUUACAUGUGGAAUGUUUUUCUAGCUGCUGCAUUGGCGUAUGAAUGCGCUUUAAAAGAGAAGAGCUAACAUAAAUCUAGGACUGUUGUUUGCAUUUGCUUGCGGAGCCAGUUUUUUUUUAUCUGUCGUGACAUGUAUAGCCUGCGAGAAAGCUCUCCUAUUUGGGCGAGACAUUGGUACCGAAGCAAGUUGAGGGUAUUGUGUGGAGCCAGAUGUUACUUGACUUGUCAAUAGCUGCUUUGUUAAACUAUAGUGUAUGCACCUAAAUUAGUACUACUCUGAACGUUUCGGGAGAGAUUUCAAAUCAAAAUGCAUAUCGAUAAUAAUGGGUGAUGUGAUUAUAUGAAUUCUAUGAAUUCCGUGGUGGUACAUCGUUCAUUUUCUUGCGGAUGUUUGAUUGGAUGUAAAGGCCGAGAGGGCGAAUGUCUGUUCAUAAUUCUUAUCGUGGUGGAUUGGGAGCAGCCUUGGCCCAACACAAUGGGGUAACCAUCCAAACUGUGCAUAAGGGAAAUUCAGACGUAUGAAAACAAAGCGAUUGACCAGGCUUAGCGUCUGCGUCGAACGUAAAAAUGUAAGCAAGUGGUCCCUGGUUUAUUUAUAAGUGAAAAAGUUGCUUUGAAGCUUUUUGUUGACCCAAUUUUUUUCGAACAUUUCGUCGAGUCAGUAUUUUUUUACUCUGGGACGGUAACGAGAGAGGUUAAAAGUGGAAAGUGGGAUUACAAAAUGGCAGAAGCGAAAGAAACGCGAUAGCAUUUCGUAACAUUUUAUGACGGAAAAAGGCCAGGAAAGGAGGGGGAAUUGAAGAGUGUACACUAUUCCCCCUGUCCCACCUUGUCCGGGACCCGCCCUUGGUGAAAGUAAACAAAAUUUCAAGUUCUUUUUCAAUUAUUUAAUCGCCAGAAAUGUUCUAUGUCCAGUUAAAGAGUUUUGAUUUGAUAAAGGUACGUAAUAAUGAUGUCAUUAUAAUAGAAAAAUCAUGUUUUGGUGAACUCUAACUCGUAGUCACUCAUGGUCAUUCGAGUUCAUUCGUGGUCACUUGUGUGUACUUUUAGACACAAUCCGGGGGCUUAGCAGAGAUGUUUCAUCUGGUGAUGAAACACUAUGUCAAUUGCUUGAUAUUACUUCCCAAACAAAACGAUUUUAGACGGAGAAAUUAACCAUGCAAAAACGAGCAGGUUUUCAUCUGACUUCCAAUCACUUAUUAAACAAUUUAAUGUUCAAACGUUUCUUUGUAUUUUCUUUGUGAAUUAUUACUGUUUGAGAAAUUUAGAGAAACGACGAGAAAAGCGCUAAUAGCAAGGCUGGAUGAUUUAAAUCGUAAACGCGUUUUUACACAUCGGGUUGUCUUCGCACUAGACGAAGUAGGGCACAAUUACACCAACGUAGGGUGCUUCUUUGGUUAAAAGUAAUGUGACCAAUAACUUUAAAAGGGAUUAUUUCCUAAGCGUUCAUACUAAACUGAACGCAUUCGGAUUCCCAACAGUUUACACACAUCAAUAAUACUGGGUGGCUUUAGCAACGACAAGGUUUUAAAAGUUAAAGAACAAAUUUUACAUGUGUAGCACGCUUUCUGUUACAAUUCUUUGCCGUGACCACGACGUGAAAUUUUUUAAUGCGACGUUGUUUGGAGGACGUGGAAAUAAACACACGAUGAUGAAUUUUUCUUUCUCUGCUCAAACUUGGGUGCAGUCCCCAAGGAUUCAACUUCAGUGAAAUUUACCUACAUUUGCCGUUUUAAGCAAGUUGGAAUAAACGCAGAAAAGUUUGGAAAAACGCGAAUUCGUUUUAAUAGUGUCAUAUUUCCUACCCUCGCCAUCAAUAUUUUUAAAGCACCCUAUAUAUUGAUAAACGUGACACUCUCAUUUUGGUUUAACCGCAAACUCUUAUGGUCGAAGGAGGAAAGUAUCAUGAUUCGUUGGAAUAAUUGUUUAUUCUACAAAACAAUGCGGAAUUAAACGUAUAUACAAAGUAUUCACUUUCGAUUCUGGAUUCAAAAUUUCCAGAGACUUGAGCAAAAUCGGGACGUUGUUUAUUUUAUGUUUUGGAUUCAUGUGCGUUUGUAAACGUAGCCUUGAGUCAUGAAAGCGACUGAAGUGCUUUAGUCAAUUAACUAAGAAUAACGCUUAGGCUUACAAUACCUUUGGGGACAUUGGAGGGGGGAGGGGGGAGGGGGGAACAGGGGCAUCUGGUGAGUUGUGCGUACCUGUGAUAAAAUCCUGCUACGCCCCUGUAUUAAACGUUUCACCCUACUUUGAACAGAAAGUUGCUUUUUAUUUUCUUUCUCAUUUUUGCAAGUAUUCUGCAGUUCGCCCGGUAUUUUCUCGUAACUUUUAAUUUCCAAGCAAACUGGAACUGUUAAGAAUUCCCCUUCCCCCUCCCCCCGUCUUUGAGUGAACUCUCAUUCGGUCUGAUUCACAAUAAUUUUCGAACGGUGACAAAGUGAAAUUUGAAAUGACAUUUUAUUUUGGUAUUUUAAGGUCCUUUUUUUUCCCGAUAGCCACAAAUGUUUUGAACGUAAAGGCUUAAGUGUCGGUGUUUUUCACGACUCUGCUUGUAGACUGACCUCACCACCAGUAUUACAACACGGGCAUAAAUUCUGAUUCGACAGGGUCAAAAAGUAACUGAUGGGUCUCUGAAAAGCAAAAUGCAGUCAUUUUGGGGUGAACAGGUUAUAUAGAUGAUGAACUCAUUCUUUAUAACUCCAUGACCGUAUCCUAAAAGUCGAUCCAGCCCGGGGUGAGCGAACACAAUUUUGGCGCCACUGACCACGCCCGUAUGUUUGGCGGGAAAUUGGCUGAUUGGUCAAAUCUUCCCAACUCGAUGACCAUGCACCUUUCCAAAUCAUUAUAUAGUUGGGACCUUCCGUAAGCAUUUGCAACUAUUUUGAUUUGUUGAAGACUGUUUAACAGUUUCCAUUGCUUUAAUGUCUCGUAAACAACACGUGGUACAUGUUCUGAUCUCUCCCCCACCCCCUUCCGCCAUUCAUAACAAAAAAUUUCAGACCAACACUGAAGGUACGUACAAAAAUAUGAACAUCUCGAGGCAAGGUUCAUCACUGUAACUUACCACAUAAAAGUCUUCUUGUUGUUUGCCAUCGACUAAUUCUGUUCUGAAUACUGAGGUGCCAUAACAACGCACGUUAAAUUCUAAGAUCACCGAACUCAGAGGAGAAUUGGAAAGUUUACGUUUCUCUGCGAGAUUAAUAAGCUUCAGUAGUAGAUCGCCGCGUUACUCGGGUGCGGGAAAAUCUUCUACUUGAGAAAGAAUGGUCGGCUCCGCUACGAAGGUCGAGGAAUGAAAAGCAGAACUGUUGUUUGUUGACGCCGAAGCCAAGAGAAUAGCGGCACGGAAAGCACAAGAAGAUGAGCUUCGGAAGUCUCGAUUGUCAAAACAGUUAGCCCUUGCAGAAGUGGACAUAAAUUCAAAGCAAUAACUGAGGUAGAAGACGAUGAGUCCAACAGCAAUUAGACCCCGACGAUACCAAUCAAUGAAAAUCAAUCAUCGAUUUCGGUCAAUAUUUUUAAUGUAAAUGAAAAAAUCUAUUGAUUGAUAUUGAUUGGCUAAACGAUUAUCACUCACAGAUGCGUUUUCAUGGUCUGAUGAUAAAUUAAGAAAGUAAAAUAGUACAACAGAUCUUUCUUAUAUUGUGCAGAUAGUAGUAACCUGUACAACAAUUUUUUGUAAUUUGAGCAUCAAACUUCAGAUUUGGAUCAAACCAAACUCCAAGAUUUCGUGCAGGAGCAACGCUGGUGUCACCAACAGACAAUUCUACAACACUAAGCUUUUCAAGUUUUUGUCUACUUUCAAUGAUCAUAAGUUCUGUCUUAUCAUUAUUAAGUUUAAGUUUGUCCAUCCACAUCCAUGUUGUAAUCGCUCUGAUACCAAGCUACAUUGACUUAAUGGCUUCCGAUUCAUUCACUUCAUUAUUAGGCUUAAAAGAGGGGUUGAGAAAUGUCAGCGUAUGCAUGCGCUAUAGGAAAAUUCGGUAUUAUUAUUACUUCCUGAUUUCCUGUGUUGUUUGCAGGAUACGAUAUGUUGUGUGGUCGAUGACUUGCUACCAGCAAUGCUUGAAAAAAUAGAGAUUCUCCGUUGCGUGGGCAAAAUUAACGAAAAUGUCAUUUUUUUUCUUUCAAUUAACUCCGCAAUUGCUACUUUCUGAUGAGAAUUUAAAGCCUGUACCGAAUUUCCGCGCUACAAGAAUUGAGAUCUGACAAAGUCACCGUCAGCUGGUCAAAUAAAGGAGCAAAGUGAUUGGAGGGCAUUUCUGACGCGAGCAUGGGGUUUUACCUCGGUGUAAAAACCUGUGAAGUUUUUCCUUGUUUUCUAGUUAUUUUUCCCCUGGCUCUAUUGUGUUUACUUCUCAGUGGCUUCUUUGUAUUCAUUGUUUUACGUCACUCGUAAGUUUCACAGGUUUUUACACCGAGGAUAGUAGUCUACUAGGGUCAAACUUAACCCCGUUGGUGCCUUCCCUUGCCUUCCGUAUGCCUUCCCUUAAUUGAUAUGCAUAAGCCUAUGACGUCACCUCGGAAAGAAGUGUCUUCCUGCAUACUAAUUUGGAUCAGGUUUACUAAUGAAUGUCACUCUACUACAAUAGGAACAAUAGGCUUGCCUAGACUUGCCCGUGAAGUAACUUGAGCUCGGUUUUCGGACAGUCUAUUAAAAGGAAAAUAGGAAUAAGAGAAGCGAUCACCUAGCAACGCGAGAAACGGCUUCCUAUAUCUUAUUUAGCGCUAAAACUCAGAUAUAUAAACAAAACACAUGUGCACAAAGUGGAGUUGAAAAGUCUUUAUUUCCGUUUAGUUUAUGUCUUCUUAUUGAGCUCUAAAACUCACAAAGUAGAACUGAAAACUCUAUUUCAAUUUUGUCUGACGUUUUCUCCGUUCUAUCUCGAGGAAAUGAAAAACUAUUAAAGUCUUGUAAUUUCACGCACUGUUAGUCAGUUAAUUAUGCAAGUUCACAAGCCCAAUUUAAAGUUGAAUACAAAUUUGCUCUACAGGAAAGACCCAAGGGAGCACCUUGACGUAUUAUUAUAAAACAAAUAACUUAAAAAGGAUCAAUUAAAACACGCGACUAGUAAUUGCUAGCAAUAAAAUCUGACACGAGAUACCGUUUAAAACAAAAAGAGUCAAAUACACAGCGAUUUGAAAGAAAUCUAUUAAAACAGUCAAAGAAAGCAAGUCAUGUUUUACUUACCCCUCUCCCUUUUCAAUUUUAUUUCCCUCCUCAAUUUUUUCUUUUUCCCUUCUCCACAAUUUUAUUAUUUUCCCCCCUCAAUGUUUUUAUUCCCUCCUCCACAAUUUUUAUUAUUUUCCCUCCUCAAUGUCUUUUAUUCCCCUCCUCCACCUCCUCAUUUAUUCUAUAUAUUUUUCCAUCCACAAAUACAUCGACCUCCUAGCGACCCUACAUCGACCCCACAUCGACCCUACAUCGACCCCACAUCGACCCUACAUCGACCCUACAUCGACCCCACAUCGACCCUACACUCAACUUUUUUUUAACACUGCUUCGUAAAUAGUGAAGCUAUAUACCACCACCGCCACAUUUCUAUUGUUUUCCCACCACCACCACCACCGCCACCACAUUUCAAUUGUUUUCCCUCCUCCUCCUCCUCCUCCUCCUCGGAGCAUUGCCCGAGCGGCUGCGAAGGAGACUACAGAAAAUCAAACUUAUGACAUGACACCGGCCCUGGGAGUUUUUAAAUAGAUUAUCGAUAUCAUGAUGCGUGUUAUGUCUCUUGUUAACUACGCUUACUAUCAAUAUCUCCUCAUUUUUUAACACUCAUAUCUGAUAAAAAAAUAAAUAACGCUUUGCAUAUAACCUGUGGGAAUCUUUCUGAUAUUUUAUGGAUUCCAUGGCAACCUCAUCUUCCACUACCGCUGAAAGGCGAAAAGCAGAGUCCCCAUCAAAAGGUGAUUGAAAUGAUAUAAAUCAGAGAUACAAACUGGAACAAGUGUGCCCGUUAGAUACCUUUUCACAAAUUUAUGUUGCCCGUGUGUCUUAUCUUCCGAGGGAAAUUAGCAGGAGAAUAAAAAACACGGUCAGUAGUACUUAAAAAAAGGGUUUUACUUGGACACAGGCGACCAACUUAUCAUUUACUUGGAAGAAACAAACCUUUUUUUGCUUUUUGCUUGGAAAUGUGUACAAACAAAAUCCAUUACAUUCUCUUUUCUCUGAGACGGAGACUUUUCAUUGUUAUGACUUCUUAAGUUUUAACUUCUACUUUCUUUUUAUUUCUAAAGAUGGGAAAGCUCCAAAAACAAGUAAAUCGUCGCCAAGUGAAGCCAGGGGUGCUAAACAGUCCGAGGCCACGCCUUCGAGGAGCGCAGAUGGUAUUAUUUCUUUAAUUCAUCAUUGUAAACUAAGCUUCAAUUUCUUGGUCAUUUUGCUAAAGAAUACCACCCUUGGACCUACAAUAGCUUUACUGAUCGCUUUCACUGAAUCAAUAUUAUAUUUGGAAAUUGCCCUCAAGCACUUUACUUAUAGCAUUACAUGUACAAUCACUAGUAAGAGAAUGACGCUUUUGAGGACAUUACACGGUCCAUUGUUGGAGUAGUGCUAGAGUAUAUUGACCAAACAUAGUUACAACAGAAAGUUCAAAGCCAAAAAUAUGCACCAAACACACACAGAUUUGGACAUAUGCUGAAAGACACGUUCUAGUUUUCUUGUCUAAUGGUGCAGUUUCCAUGCGCAUUUUAAACAAAGAAAAUUGUCAUCUUGAGACCGAAAUUCUGCAGAAGUAAAUAACCGCCCUCUUCGACUGAUUAGCGUCCCCUUCUCCACUCAAAAACUGAUUAUAGUAAGCGCUCCGUGUGAUAGCUUGAGUAUUUACUUGUAUAUAUUUACACUAUCUACUUUAUUCCUUUUUGCUCUGUUCAAAAAAGUUGCUUUCUUCGCGGAAAUUGGGAUGUUUCUGUGCAUGUUCAUUGAAAAAUUGUUGAGCGGGGACAUAGAUUUUCCCGUCUUGUAAACCUCUUUCGAAUAAAAUCCUUCAAAAAUGUUACCCCCGCGGGCUUAUUUUCGGAAUUUUAAGAUGUAGUUCUCCAGCAGCCUUAUCUAUCUUGAUGUUUGGGGCCGACCUGCACCUAUUCCAAACAAGGUCUGUGAGUGGCUGGGAAAACAAUAGCGAUGGUGACAUGAAAACAAUAGGUAGUACACGUUAUAUGGACCAAAGAAGUUUGGAUGGGUGCAGGUCAAUCGGAUGUUUGAGGGUUGUAAAUUUUCAUUACGGCUUCGACGAUUAGGCCUGGAAACCCUGAAGAAGAGGUUUUAGAAGGCUUCUUCUUCCCUAUUCCAGGCCAUCAUAUAAGCUAAAUCCCGGAACCCUAUAAACUGUUGGGGACUUUCUGACUAAAAUGAUUCACAUGAAGAACCUGACUCGGUUUUGGCUAGUAAGGUGGAAGGGCCGUGGGCGUGGACUGGUCUCUAAAACAGCACAAUCUUCGAACAUGCUUUGGAAUCGAAGGUGUUGUUACAUUUCCAUAGAUACAAUAACGUGUUAUCCUUUAUUCCAGUCAUCAAGGAUGGUGUCCCCAAAGACAAGGACUUACAACUCCUGUCCAGGAAGCUAGGAGAAUAUUGGAAAGAUUUAGCUUAUUGCUUGGGUUUCGAGAAGCCAGACAUAACGGCUUUUCACAAACAGAAUGAAGAAUUAAGAGAAAAGGCAUUAGAGAUGUUGCUUCAGUGGAGAGCGAAGUAUGGUUCAGGAGCAACCUUCAGAGUCUUGUAUGAUGCCUUGUGUGAUGAAUGUGUAGGCCAAACGGAAUUAGCACAAAAUUAUUGCUGUUAUAGUUAGUCAUGCUGCGUAAGUGUAACCAGAAGAAGAUGUUUUUAGAUGCCAUUAAAGAAAAUGAGGUAGCCAUUUAAGAAACUUUCCGCCGUUUUCAAAAAUUACAGACAGAAAGAAAAAUAUAAAUCUCAAAUGUGAACCUAGUGCGUCAAACCGUGCAGUUAUCAUCUUACGAAAGACCUUACGAGUUAAGCUAAGAAAUAUUUUGCGUUUUAAAAGCUCUUUUUCAACCAUGUAAUUGCUAAAUACGGGUUAGCCUUCCAUUACAGAAACAUAGCAAAAGGCUGUACUACAUGUAUUCACAAAAUAAUACUUUUAACCUACUUGUAACAAAACACACGAGUUUUCAUCUUUUGAAGAAUAAAGACUAAUGGUUAUUGUCAUUAUUAUCAUCAUUAUCUAGAAAGCUGUGACAGAUUCAUCAGCAUCAGCCCUC
Molecule: messenger RNA, 70151 nt
Organism: Porites lobata
Lineage: Eukaryota; Metazoa; Cnidaria; Anthozoa; Scleractinia; Poritidae
Source: the annotation of a GenBank genome assembly